Molecule: messenger RNA, 50185 nt
Organism: Pelobates cultripes (western spadefoot toad)
Lineage: Eukaryota; Metazoa; Chordata; Amphibia; Anura; Pelobatidae
Source: the annotation of a GenBank genome assembly
GUUUGCUCUCGUUCAAACAUGAGAAUAGAAACCUGUUUCAUUACAAGGAAAUUGUGACAAGCUCCACGAACACAAACUGCUUCUGAGGUAACGUGAUUUACUAACAUGUUAUUUAUUAUAUAAAACUAUCUUCAAUAUAUGUAAAUGUGGAAUUUUUACCGUUUACUGAUCAUCAGCUCUUAAUAUCUGGCUUUAUCUGAUAACGUAUGGUUCUGAUAGUAUGUGUGAACAUAUGCAACUAUUCUAAGCACUGAGAAUCAGUUAUUCACUAAAUUGUGAAAUGUCAGUGAUUCAAACAGAAUACAAAGUGAUUUUAAUCCAUAAUUGCGGGAUAAACUUUAAUGUUUUUUAAAGCAGCUGCAUUUUCGUUUACGCUAAAACUAUGAAAUAUCAAAUUAACUUUAGAAUAGAGAGAAGAACCAUUUAGUAGGUGAACCCUUCUGAAAUACGAGUAACCCAGAUAAAAUGUCACUUUUAAUUAAUAUAGUGUAAAAAAUGUAUGCAAUAAGAAUAAGCAGAGUAAAUAUAGAUUCUGCUUAGAUGGGAGUAAAUAAAACUCCUAAAUCACAUAAGGGGAAAAAAUAAAGAAAUAUAACCCUAUUAUUUGGAUAACAUAAAUAAUAAGAAUUCAAUAAUGUCACUCUGUGAGUCAGUGGUCAAGUAAGAGGAAAUACUGCAAAAAGUAGAUACAGAAUAACAGCAAAUGUAACUGCUAGCAAAAGAAACAAAUGUUGCUAGUCUAAUAAAUAGAGAGGAGGGAAAAAGAUAAAUGCGGUUUGAAUACUAGCAGAACGGCAAGCCCUGCAAAAGAUUGUGUGUGUAUAUAUAUAAGCAGGAGAGAAAGCUAAAAGUGGAGAGACUAGCUUCCCUACUCUGCUGUGCCUUCGUGGGCACCCCUUUAAAAGUACUAGUAACCACCUCCCCUCCUCUAAGUAGAGUUAAUAUAGUAUGUUUAGAAAUCACAGAACGAAAACUGGAAUAAAGAAGAGAAGAAUAAAUGCAAAUGAAAUAAAUAUAAAAUAAUCUUGUAUGGGUGGUAUAGUCUGAAUAUAUUACAGCAUGUCUUCCCUCAUCAUAGAAGCCACAUCAUACAUAUAACGUCCCGACGCGUUUCGCCAUUAAGGCUCUUCUUUUUUUAUUACAUCAAUUUUUUUUUUUACAUUAUAUUAAUUAAAAGUUACGUUUUAUCUGGGUUACUCGGAUUUCAGAAGGGUUCACCUACCCCCCUCCCCCCCACUACCUCAGAGUAACCUGACACCUUCUCCCUGAUAGGUUUUUCUCUAUCUCUAUAUCAAAUUAACUUUAAAUUAUUAGACAGUGUCAAAGUCACAAUUUAGGCAAUAAACACUGACACUAUUAAUCAAGAUGAAUUGUAAGAAUUUCAAAUGUAAGGCCAACAUAGCUUAAAUUAAGGCAUAGCUGACUUAGUUUUACCAGUUUGUCUUUUUUUUUUAACCUUAAAUUUAAAAUUCACUUUAGCAAAUAACACUGUAUAUAUUUCAAAUGUGCUGUCCUGAAUUACAAGGAACUGCUGAUGUUCUAAUUCGAGGUAGUUGAAAUCAGUGCCCUCAAUAGAACAGAUCUCUAUUUUACAGUCACGUGAGGGAGUACGGAAAAAGAGAAAAGGAAUGUGGCUUGUAAGCACAGGAACAUUCUAAAACUAUUUCUGCAUUCAAACCUCUGCCUUAUAUUCCACUGUGAAUACAAAAAAACUUUGCAAGACCUAUUUUGUUAAAUUCUAAUAUAAAAAAAGUCUAUUUCGGUGUUUGGACCCUUGUCAGUAAAACUCUGCCUCCUUGCACACUGUCACCCCCUCCUCCCCACACACACUGUCACCCCCUUCUGCCUAGACUGGGUAUUUGUAAAGGGGAGGAGUUGGUGAAGAUGACCAUGCCCACCUGGGGCCCCAGGAAAAAAUUCUGCACCCAGGCAUCUAUGACCCUACGAUCGACCCUGACAUUAUAGUCACAUUACUGGGGAAAAAAAACAUAUAAAAGGAUCACUGCAGCAAAAGCAAUGUGACUGUGCUUGAUUAGGUCAUUGAGUGACUUCUGACAGAACUUGUCGCUUGCUUUAGUUGUCACGUGGGUGAUCUGGCUUCAACCUUGUUUGUAGCAUCAUAUCCUUCACAUCUUAUUUGUUUAUCUAACUUCAUCUUUGUUAAUUUGUGUCUUGAGUAAUUACCUCUUUUCUUUUAAAACGGAACAUCCAGUUGAAAGUGUCAUAAUUAUGUGAGUGCGAUAGAAACGAGAACAUUUAUAACGUAGAUCCGGUAACAUAAGCAUGGAUCAUAAUGGUUGGGUCACAUUGGCCUCCUAAAACAGUGGAUCAUACCUUACUAGGGCUUCAGCCUGGGAUUGAGUCCCUAUUUACAGCUGAUCUCACCUGAGAUGCACUCAUUUUUCUGCAGUAUAUAAUUUUUGCACAUUGACUUGAUAUGCAUUGAAUGUAAAUUUAUUUCCUGCAAACAAAGCAUGGAUGGAAAAUAUCCAAUAUGCAUUGUGUUCUCAGGGCAUGUUGAGCAAAUGGUGGCAUUAAACACCAGAAAAAACAGCACAGGAAUAUGUACUUAUAUUUCCUCUACACACAUCACCCUGGUAACCUGUUCACUCAACAGGGUGUACACUUGGGUGAGGGAGGACAGAAAGGUUAACUGUUUUCUUUAAUAAUGCUAGUUUUAUACCUCAUGUUCUUCAUACCGGUGUGACCUUUUAUACAAGACAUAGGAACAGAAGUCUGUUAAUGGAACCCAUAGGUGUGCCGUUUAGUAGAAAAAGACCAAAUAUAGUGACCAAUAUAUAAAUUGACCAUCUUUUUAUUGUUGCAACUUAAAAUAAAAUAAACCGCUCAGCUGUGACUUUUUAUGUAAGAUUAGAUUUUAAAGUUUAAGAAGAGGAGUACAAACCUUGAGAGAAAGUUAAUGAAAAGGUAUUUUGUGAAUUAAAAACAGUUACCUGCACCCAACCCAAAUCCCUAGGCACAUUUCAAUAAUAGGAGGUUUUCAUAGCACUCCAGUGGCCAUUAGUCAAGGCAAAUUUCUCAGAUGAGUUCUACCCUAACAAUUCACAUUGCUUUCAUAAGAAUUCGAGUUUCUGUCUGGAGAUUUUGUCUUUUACCUGAAAGCAGCAGGGUAAGUUGUUACUAGAGAAAGCACUUGCCUUGAAGAUUACUUUGUAGUUUCAUGUGUGCUUACAUUUUUAUGGCCUUUCGCCUCUUAUUUAAAUGUUCAUAGGGAACAUUUGGUAUAGUGUGUGGGUAACUUUUUUUUUUUUUUUUUUUUCAGUUUAGUAUUAUAUAUUUGGGAUAAUGAAUAUUAUAGCUGUUGCAGCUGUCCAAGAGUAGUGGAAGUGUGAGCACAGGGCUUAAUUUUGUGUAUUUGUGUUUAGUGAACUCUUGCUAAAAUAGGUGAUAUGUUAGAGAGGAAAGGUGUAGCUUGCUGGGUUACAGUUUCUCCAGUGAAAAUAAACUAUGGAUGCUAAAAGUGAUAACAAAUGUUCUGAUAUUGACGCUGUGACAAACUCCCCUUUUCAAGUGAGUUUGCCAUGAGUUCCUGGAGGAGCCUGCUUGCCAGCCUACUGCCAACAGACUAUGGCUCUUGUAAAAUGUGAUAUAAAAGUCUCCAUUCAUGCAUUUGGACUAUAUGGUUCAGAAACCGAACAGCCGCACGAACCGGAGGCCACCCUGGAGCUUGUUAAGCUGAAUUGUUACUUUGUAACAAUUUCCACCACAGAGUUCUAAGUGUUCGUCUGGGUUGCCGCAAUUCCUAUAGACGACAACGAUGUGGCGGCCAUCUUGUUCGCAUGAACACAGGCAGCGGUGUUUGGUCGUCGCGUUCAUGGAACUAUUUUCGGAUACUGAAACUCCCGAACACCGCUGGACUUCCAUGAUCACCUGUGUUCAGUUCUACAACCCUUAAAAAGACACUGUUCGGUGGAAACAUUCCCACGAACAAGGGAAACAAGCUCCAGGGUAAGACUAUUUUCUAUGUUAGGUAGUUUGUUUGUUUUUAAACUACCGAACUAGACCUACCGCAAGCCCUGAUUCUCUGGAACUGUGUUGGGCAUGGGACCAUGCGUGUGGUCGGUCAAACAAAUGACUUUUAGGAAAUUCCUGAACCUCUGAACUGAUAUGGGUGAUUUUUUGAUAUGUUGGUAACCCAGAAGUUUUUUUUUUUUUUCCUGUGCUUGGAGAUAAUUGGAUUAGUACAGUUCCUGAUGCAAUUAUUUUCCAGGCACAGAGGAGGGAUUAUCUGAUUAUGUAUGGGAGUGUCCUAGAUCUGAGAGCCAAUGUAAUUGUGUAUUUGUUUUUACUGUGGUUUACUCUCAGGUCCAGGUGAGAGAACCCUUGCAUGGGGACAUGCAAAUAAGGCCAGUUGUGGCUGCCAUUAAAGUAUUCCAGCUUGUACUCCCAGAACUAUGUAUUGUCUGGUUACUGGGAGGGGAAACCCUUUAAUCACUGUUCCAGUGUGUAGGAUUUUAUAAUAUCAACAUACAUCGACGCAUAUAUUACAAUGGAAGUUUUCACAGUGAGUUUUGCAUCCGCUUUAAAAGUUUCUUAGCUCAUAUUGCAUUCCCUACUUCGUUCGCUGCAUGUUGGUACUUUUAACAUACUAACAGUAAAUGGGGUAUGGGGUGGGGAGAGGGUAUAGGAGGGGAGGUAGUGAUGGUGGGGUUCAGAGAGGUUUUGCAUAUCUGUUAUUGCCUAAUUUGUAGAUACAUUCACUUCGUACAUAUUAUGGCGUAGAUAUGGUCUCAGCUGUCGGAGUGGCCCAUGCGUCUCAUUUAUAUGAGAUUCUCGUAUAACGACGCUUAAGUAUAGGUAUUGUGAGUUGUUCCCUUUUGGGGCACCUAGGUUUUUUUUUUUGUUUUUGUUUUCUCUAUGUUGUAAUGUGGGGGUUCACCCCUUUUUGUUUGUCACGUACACCUCCCAAGUGUUUCAUGCUGAUGUUAUGAAUGUUUUUGGUGGUGCGUUUUUCCGUGCCAUUAUUUCAUAUUGUUUUGCCAGUUGUAAGGCAUUGGGCCGUGGUUGGUGGGUCUGAUUUAUGCCAAAGCCCGCUAAUCGUUUGGAGGGCUACCACUAUUAUGUGGUAUAUGAAGUAUAUGUGGGUUUUAUUUAGACCCUUUGGGAAUAGGUUUAACAAAUAAAUUUCUGGGUUCUCCUGCAAGCUAACACCCAUUCAAUCAUGUAUUAUUUUUAUGUCUGACCAGUAUUGCUUUAAUUUUGGGCAUGGACCCUUUGUCAUUCAUACAGCGCCAACAGGUGUCUGUCAGGGUUGGGUUGCCUCGUUUGAGCCGUACCGGUACCAUCGGUAUAGUAUUUUACGCGUAAUCUCCACAAGAGAGGUUUCCGUGUGCCCGAAAUAUUUGGGCCCAUUGGCUCUCAGGAAUGUGGGUUCCAAUUUCGCAUUCCCAUGCCUUGGUGAAUGUAAAGGCUUGAGGUUCUACUGUGGUGCUAUAUUUAGCAUAUAAUAUAGAUAUUCAUUUUUUUUUUUUGUGGUCUUAGUUUGAGACAUAUUUGUUCCAUCUCCGUCAGCUGUAGACCAUUUACAGGAUGAUACGAGCUAAUUUUUUGCUUCCUGAACCAUGAUAUAAGUUGCAUGGACGAGAAGUGUGCUGUGUCGGGUAGCCCAUAUUGUGUUUGGACCUCUGCAAAUGUUUUCAACGUUGGUCCCUGGCAGAUAUGGUAAAGAUGUGUGAUAUGGUGGUUGUGCCACAGUUUGUAGUUAAAUUCCGGUAUUGCUAAGGGUAAUGCUUCCAGGGGUGAUACUAAGGAGGUACCACCCCUCAUUAUAUAUGUGUCCCCAAAUUGGUCCCAUAUUUGUAGCGUAAGUUUGGUCAUGGGGAGGAUAUCCUUGUGUUUGGGUCGUAAUUUCCUGGACAUCCAGGCAAGAGCAGAGAUAGUAAAGUUGUUGGUAUAAGUCGCUUCUAUAUGCAGCCACUGCAGGGGUCUAGAAUUACUGCUGACGGCUAGUACCAGGCCCAGGAUGGCUGCUUUAUAAUAGUUUGUUACUUUUGGUAGGCCCAUGCCUCCCAUUGGGAAUGGUUUGUAGAGGGUGGACUUUGCGAUCCUGGGCCUGGUGUUAUUCCAGACAAAGGAAUUUAAUUUCUGUACGUCACGUAGGUAGCUGUUGUGUACUGCAAGUUGGCAGUUGUGAGGUCUAGGAAGCUGCUUAUUUCAGUCUCAGUUCUGAAUAGGUAUUCUUGGAAGUAGCAUUUUUGUUACUUCUAUCCUGCCCACCCAUGAGAUGAAUUUCCCUUUCCAACUGUGUAUUAGGGUUUUCAGUUCUGUGAGUAGUGGGGUAUAGUUUGCUUUGUGUAUACCCGUUAAAUUCUGUGUCAAGGCUAUCCCUAGGAACUUAAGGUGGUCUGUACGCCAUUCGAAUGCAAACGACUCUGAGAUGGCUUAGCUCAGUCUGUGGAAUGUUAAUUCCCAUUGCUUGUGUUUUGGUUAUAUUUAACUUGUAAUAAGAACAUUUUCCAUAUUGUUGAAUCAGAUUGUGUAGUGAGGUACGCGGAUUUUGUAGUGUGAGGAGGAUGUCGUCCGCAAACAGUGUAAGUUUAUAUUCUCUGCUCUGAUUCCCUGUAUCUUGGGAUCGUUUCUAUUCAGUUGUGUGAGGGGUUCUAGGGCGAGUAUGUAUAGUAUCGGGGAUAGGGGGCAGCCCUGUCUAGAACCGUUGGAAAUGGUGAAGCUGUUCGAUGAGAAGCCUCCGUUUACCACCUGGGCCGUGGGACAGGAGUACAGAGCCUUUAUCAGUGCUAUGAAUUGUGGGGGGAAUCCGAACUUCCCUAGGACCGUGAGGAGGAAGGGCCAGUGGAGGCGAUCAAAAGCUUUUUCUGCAUCCAACGAUACCAGCACGCUUGGCGGACUCCCUCCCCGCAGUCCACCCAGCAGGUCUAGGACCUUCCUCACUCCAUCUGCUCCCUGACGUCCACUCACGAACCCUACCUGGUCUGCAUAUAUUAUUGUAGGUAUAAUUUGGGACAGUCUGUUGGCAAAUAUUUUUUUUAGCCAACAAUUUUGUGUCCGUGUUAAGGAGUGAUAGCGGGCGUAAGUUCUGACUUUUUUAUUUGGUGUUUUCCCUGGCUUAGGGAGUAUCGCUACAUAAGCCAUGAGCAUCUCCUUUGGCAUUGUGCCUGUUGUAAUGAUGUGGUUGUAUACUGGUGCAGAUGUGGGGCUAAGAUGGUGGAGAAUGUUUUGUAAUAAUUGGUGAGGCUGUCUGGUCCCGGGGAUUUCCCGAAUGGUAGGGAUGCUAUGGUUUGUAGUAUUUCUUGGCUCGUCACAGGUAGUUGUAUCAGUUCUUUUUGCUGCAAUGUCAGUGAUGGCAGUUGUGUGAGGUCUAGGAAGCUGCUUAUUUCAGUCUCAGUAGGGUGGUGUGUUGUGUCAUCCUGCUUUAAAUUGUACAAAUUGUUCUAAGUGUUGUCAUCUGGGUGAGGAAGGUAGGGUCAUGCAGCAGGGAUUCGUUUAGGCGCCUGGCCUCUGAGGAAAUGGACCUCUCAAGGGUAUGGUAACUGGUGCAUGAUCUGACCACACGAUGUCCCCAAUUUUGCACUGGGUGGUUCUUAAAACUAGUGGCCCCGACACCAGGAUAUGGUCUAUUUGUGAGAACGACUUGUAUACCUGUGAGUAGUAUGUAAACUCCUUGUCUGUAGGGUGUAGUGUCCACCAGGCAUCGUAUAAGUUGUGUUCUGUUAUUAGUUUGAGUAUAGCUUUGCUUUGUGUCCCAGUUGCGGAAUGUAGUGGGGAGAAACCAGGCAGUGUUGUGUCCAUGCGUGAAUCCAGUACGUGGUUUAGGUCACCACAUAUGAUGGUGGCUCCCAAUGUCGUUUUGGGGUGUUUGUGCAAAUUUCUUUGCAAAAACUGUCUUUGGUUCGUAUUUGGGCAAUAUAUGCCUGCAAGGACGUAUUCGGUAUCGUUGAUCAUGCAAUGCAGUAUAAUGUGCCUCCCUUGCGUGUCUUUUUGAGUGCUUAAUAAUUCGAAUGUCAGCGAGCUAUGUAGUAGGAAUGAUACUCCCUUUUGAUUUGGAGGAAUGGGUAGCAUGGUGUUGGGUAGUCAUGGAGUCCACAUUUGGGGAUUUUGUUGGUGACAAAAUGCGUUUCUUGGACGCAAAGAACAUUUAUUUUAUUUCGCUUUGCUUCUAAAAGAAUGCGGCGUUUGUGAGGGUGGUUCAGCCCUCGUGUAUUGUGGGUUCGUAUUUUUAUAGACAUGGUUGUGGUGUAGGAUGCUGGGUCAAGGUACUCUUUAUCCCAUGUGUUUAUUUUCUUUCUUGGAUGUAGCUGCAUUUUAUAGUGAGGUGGGCGUGCGCAUCUGCAGAUAUAGUCCUCUCCUGAGGGUUUGAGUGUGGGGUAGGGUGUAACAGGGGUGUAAGAACUUGGAAGGGGUAAAUACAUUUCCCUCCUAGGAGGACAUGGUAUGGAAGAUCCACUCCUCGGGGUGGGAGUAGUGUGGGUCUCCCGUAGUGUGGCUGUUGAGCUCUAUAUGUUGUUGUUGUUGUUGUUUCUGGAAAGGAGCCGGCUCCCAGUUCGCCGUCAGUAAUUAGCUUAGUAGGCCAUCUGGUGCAUCACUCAGCCCAGCUAGUGCUCCCCAUGGGAAGCUGUGUCCGCAAGGUCUUUUGUAGGCCUUAAUUAUCCAUUUGCGUACCACAUUUUCUCUGGAGGGGGAACACCCGACCUCUGCCCAGCCCAUGGCUGACAUGCAUGACCCGACUUUAGCAUCGCCCCUAUGCAUGACAGAGCCUGCUUCGUCAGUUGUGUUCUUGGCUAUAUCCUCAAGGAGCCUAUAGUGACGAAGGCCCCCCCACCCCACCCCUGGAGUUUGAGCGUGUGCACCUCCCAUCCGGUGACGAGGCGCUCUAGCUUCAGUAUAUUCUCCCUUCAUGUUCAUUUUGCCGGUUAGUGAUAGGGGUGGCAAAGUAGGCAGAGCAGCUGACCCUAUGUAUUGUCUGUGCACUAAACAUAUAACUAUGUAAACUCAAAGUAAUAGAAUCACAUGCCAUUACAUAUGGAACUAUAAACCAACAUUGGAUUGUAAGAAGUUGGAUUGAUUCCUCCGCCGUGCUGGACCAGCAUUUUGGUCGGGUAACCCCACCAGUACUUGGUGCCGUGUAGCCGUAAAGCCUCUGCAACAUGUUGGAAAUUCCUUCUUCGUUUUCAACGUUGCUGCCGAUAGGUCGGUGAAGAUUUUUACUGUGGAGUAGUCUUCGUGCGAUUGGCUCCGCUUCUGGCUCGCCUUGAGGAUCAGUUAUUUAACGUGGAAGUAAUGUGCAUUUCCUUUCUCAGGUUGUCUGCAGUUUGUUGCCAGGAGGCUAUUAGCUUGCUGGACAGUGUGUCCAGUGCCUGUGCUAGGAAGCUCUUUGUAAUGUGUUCGGUCUGUGCAUGCUCAGUCAUGGAGAGACUCGUGUAUGAGUCUGCGAUGCUGGGCCUUUGUGUCCGAAAAAAAUCAUUUUGUCGGCUUUUGAGGCCGUUUUCUUUGUUUUGUGGUGAGACAUCACAUUGGGAGCUGUCGUCUCGUAUGUUUUCUUGCCUUUAGUGCUUGUUUGUUAGAUCUCCUUAUGUGGCCAUCUUGCUCGGAGGCCAGCCAUGCCCCCACCCAAUGUGUAGGAUUUAACCGGGAAAGUCCUUGUAAGGACUAGAGCUCCCAGAACAGAGUGUCGUCCAGUGCCUGGGUGCCUGGGGGUGUCUAGAGCGAGUUCUCCAUUCGGUUCCAGGUCCCCAGUCAAGCCACGGCGACACUGGGAAGAAGUGCUGUGGUUUGUCCCCUGUUCCAGCUAGGAAGCAGUCCUUGGCUGAGGUACCCAGUCAGGGGGUACAGAGAGCUCCGUUAUAUGCAUAAUGCUAGAACAGGGCCCCAAACUUUGUGAAAUGACCUAGACAAAAAUAUGUAGUCAGUGUGCAAAAAUGAAAUCUUAAAACUUCACAAAAAUUCCCUCGAGCAUACACUGAACGGUUAUACAACGUUUAGAAUGUUGCAGUCUUGUAAAUUUGAAACAUGUCUCGCAAACAGCCUUUGGUGUCUGUCAUAACUAGAAUGUACAGGUUAUUGGUUUUCUUUUUCAAUGAAUGGUUCUGGGCAACAAGCAGCAUUCACAUAUCUUAUCCCUGAUCUCUACCACAUCAGAGGCCCACAAGGAUAUUCACUAACCAGGAAACUAAACAGUGAAUUUAAAAUUUUGUGUCAAACAAAUCAAGCUGGAAAUACAGCCAAGUUUGAGAGUUUUCAAUUUUAAUAUUACAGUGUAAAGUUUGAAAUUCUCUUACAUUUUAUUACAUAUCCAUGUUUAGUGAAUAACUGAUCAUCUACUCUUCAUAACAUAUAUUCAUGUCUUAGGCAUUCUUUGAUGGGCACAAACAAAGAACACCUAAACCUUACCAAGGCCUAUCCAGACACCACUUGACCAUUCUCACCCUUGGUGAGACAUCUAUACAUAUAGAUAUCUAUAUGGGAUAUAUAUGUAUAUCAGACUUUAUCACUACCCCGGGUGGUAUUUUGUGUUCUAGGAACAGCUACGCUGUGCAGAACCCACAGAACUGCACUCUUCUAGACAGACAUCUUGGAUGUCCCAUCUGGAAUCUUCUGACGCGAUUCUCCAAGCUGGGGAUUACAGCCUAAAGUGCUCUUAUGACUAUUGGAACUACUACUGCCUUCACUUUCUAUAUUCUCUUUCAGUCCUUGGCAUUUGUCCACUUCUUCAUGUUCCUUCAUCUUGCUGCUAUGGUCAAUUGGUAUUGCCACAUCCACCACCACUGCAGUCUUCUGGUCCUUAUCUCCCACCACUACGUUGGGUUGUUUGGCCUGUACUUUCUUAUGUUUGCAUCUGGAAGUCCCACAGGAUCUUAUCAUUCCAUCUGGUGUUAGGCAGGUCCAGUCCAUUAUUUAUUUAUAUAUAUAUUUUAUUGUAUAAAUACUUUAGAGGUUUGUUUUUUGUUUUUUUUAGUCACCCAGACCACUUCAUUUCAGUGUCCAUGUCCUCUUAACAGUUUUUGAGAAAUUGCAAAAUUUCCAUAUAUGGUAUGCAGGGUUAAGUCCACCUUUAGUGGCUGUCAGUAUGCCUCUGCAAUGUCAAGGGACACAACGCCAAAAGAGCCUCGGCACUGGUGAAAAGCAGGUAAAUCCUUUAAAUUUUGUAAAGAAAUUUUUCCCUUCAAAUGUUUUGGUAAACAGUGGGUGGGGAUGGACCUUAAAAAAAGUAGGUUCAGAAACACUUUUAAAAAUGUAUGUUUAGUUGACAUAUAUAAUUACUAGGGAUGUGCAUGGGUAAAAAUUUGUUUUGGUUCGGCACUUCGGAAAUUCCCUAACCCUACCCAUCCAGGGGUUAGAGGUAGGGUUAGAUUCCUGUCAUCAUUCCCUUCAUUUUCCCUCCCUCUCCUGUUUUCGCAUCCAAAUUUUCGCAUUUCGUCCGAAUUUAAAUUCAGACCGAAGCGAAUUGCACGUGUAAUAAUUACAUGUAGAAAUCCACACAUCUUUAUUUUUCAACUUUGCUCCUCCAUCUUAGCUCUCUGUCAAUUGUCAGAUUCUGUCCUUUGCACCUGCAGUCAGCAUAGAGAAAGCAUACGGAGAAGAGGAGAAAUGAAGCAAUGUUUAUAUUUCUCUUAUUUGUUUGCAAUCUUUGCCCUGGAUUUGUUUUGUCUGAUCUGUAUUACGUCAUUAAGAUAUGUUAAACUAAAUUCCAGAGAAGUGACGGCUCCCCUAUAAAUACAGAUGUAAAGGAAAAAAUAUAUAUAAAACCAGGCUAAAACUGUCAAUAAAAUGUUGGUGACUCAAAACAACUGUAAUUUACAUAAAAAACAUAGAAUGUGACGGCAGAUAAGAACCGUUCGGCCCAUCUAGUCUGCCCAAUUUUCUAAAUACUUUCAUUAGUCCCUGGCCUUAUCUUAUAGUUAGGAAAGCCUUAUGCAUAUCCCACACGUGUUAACCUCUACUACUUCAGCUGGAAGGCUAUUCCAUGCAUCCACUACCUUCUCAGUAAGGUAAUACUUCCAGAUAUUAUUUUUAAACCUUUUGCCCCUCUAAUUUAAGACUGUCCUCUUGUUGUGGUGGUUUUUCUUCUUUUAAAUAUAGUCUCCUCCUUUACUGUGUUGAUUCCCUUUUAUGUAUUUAAAUGUUUAUAUAAUUUCCCCCCCCUCCCCCCCAACCCCUUCCCCCCUCUUGUCUUUCCUCCAAACUAUACAUGUUAAGUUCCUUUUAACCUUUCCUUUAAUCUGAUUGACAAGUUUUGGCAGUCAUUAGUAAACUUCAAGUAUUUAUUGAUACUAUAAAGUUGGGGGAGGGGGUCUAUUUGCUAAACAGCAAGUUAAAAGGGUGAAGAGCGGACAUACCAAUUUUUUAGGACAGAAUAGACUUAAAAUUACAGGAAAAAAUUAUCCAUGUCACACAAGUGUGAUAUUGAAUGAUGUAUAAAAAUACUGGGGUAACAUGACAGGCUUUAUUUUUAUGAAAAGUAUUUUGAGUAGGAAUAUUACAUUAAUUUAAAAUGUUUGGUUUAAAUUUUCUUGGCAUAUUUCCCAAAUGUCCCUAUUAUUAAGAGACUGUCUCUAUUUCUUAUGUAUUUUUCCUAUUGUGUGUGUGCGUGAGAUUAAAACGUGUGUCGUUUAUAAGUGUUUUAUAUAGACGCCACAGCAAUAAAAGUCACAGUGUGUUUUAAACAGCAGUAAAUUAGUUUUUAUAAGUGAGUUGGCAAAUUAAACACUUUGUCCUUGUUCUGUUUGAUUAAUUGAAUUACAGACUGUAAACAUUCGUCUUUUAAGUUACUUUAAAUAGUAUCGCUAAUAAACCAACACACCUCUAACCAUUUCCUCUUUACAAAAAGUCUAUUUCAGAUUAUGGGUGGUGUUAAAUGCAAUAAUAAUAAAUGUGCUGUGAACAACCAUAUAUUGGUGUAGCUCCCUCAUCUAUUACCCAUAAUCCCAAUUUCCACAUUUACUCCAUUUUCUCUGUCUUCUUUUUUUUCUUUCCCUCCCUGCAAAGUAAUGUUAUCCACCUAUGUUACCUCAUGAUUGUAUGCAAAGUUUGUUCAUUUGUUGCAAGUAUCUUUGAUAUUAUUGGUUUUGUUUGCUUGUUUAGUACUAUAAUUUUUUCAAUAUACUUGUAUAUAACUGGGGGCGGGGGGGGAAAUGAGUUAAAAGAAAUAAAGUUAUAAAUAUUGGUGCAUUUUAAAGAGUACAUGUCAUGCAAAAGCCAAAUUGCUAGCAAAUGUAGCAAAAUAUUUCCUUUAUGUAGUUCUCACCUUUUUACAACUAUGUCAGCAUAAGAGCAAAUACUUCAAAUAUGGUCACUAAAACCGAUGCUUAGAUAUACAUUUUUUCCCCAGCUUCCAAGUGCCACAUGCCAGUUUUUAAAAUAUAGUGGUAUACUAGCUAUUUGUGGGAUGCCACACUGAGCUUUCGGAGCUGUUUGGACAUCCACACUGCUCAUAUUCACAGUGAUCAUUCUGGAAUAUACCGCAUCAUGUUCCAUUAUAUCUUUCAAUCUAAACAUUUGCAGUCAGUUUUGUGAAUGCAAUGAGGGCUAUGUAUAAAAUUGUUCUGUUCAAUUGUGAUGUGAUUUUUUUUUUUUUUUUAUAUAUAUAUAUAUAUAUAUAUAUAUAUAUAUAUAUAUAUAUAUAUAUAUAUAUAUAUAUAUAUAUAUAUAUAUAUAUAUAUAUAUAUAUAUUGAACUUUCCUAUUUGCAUGCAUUUCUUCCUUUAUUUGCUCAAAAUUUUUUCCUAUUUCAACAGUUUGUAUCCCUGUUCCUUUAAGAUUUUCAAUUUCUUGCAUCCAGUGUUUAAAAGUUUUUUUUCUUUUCUGGUAAUUUUUUCCGUCACUGUCAGAGUGACAGUUUUCUGAGACCGAUAAGCCGCUUUCACUGUCUUUUUGUUGAAGGACAACCUGCACAUUUAUUUAUUUUCCCCCUAGUAACAUUACUCAUUUGUAUUAUUUCGUAAAAUGAUCAGGAAAUUCGGAUCCAAAAUACAAGAGGGGAAAAAGUGUUAAAAAGUAUUAUUUUGGCAUUACUCCAGCUAUGCCUUGACUUAUUAUUUAUUUUUUUAAUAGAAUUGAGUGAAAUUGCCAUCAUGGUAUUAGAUCUCAUAUUUUGACCCUAGUGACUGUGAAAAGACUGUGGAAGGGGGUGUCUUACUAGCAGCCCAUUACAGCCUAUUUAUUUGUGUUUAUUAACCCAUAGCUUUACAUUCCCUGAAAAAACAAAAGUACUAAUUUUUAAAGUGAACCUGUGCUUUUAUAUUUGGAUAAAUCAUCCACAUAUACAUUGAAUACAUCAAGAUACAUGAAGUAUUCGUUAUAUUUGUGGGUGUCACUCUUCAUGUAACACUCAUCUCUGGUCUGUCUUAAACUUGCGCCCUCCUCCGUGUCCCCAACAUGCUGGAUUAGUUGCCAACACGUUCAGUUACAGACACUCUGGCCAAGUCGUUACUCACUCCAUAGUCGCACUGGAUAGGGAGUUACCAUUCCAACCACAGCAUAUGCACUGAUUUUGCUAUGCUUUGAAGAGCAGAAGGACAUUCUGGGUGGACUCUUCUGUUCUCCCAUGUCAGUCAAAUUGUCAGCAUGGGAUCUGUGCCAAAUAUUUUACUUGGGAGUGGGAGAAAAACCUAUUUUAGAAUGGAUUUUUUUUUUUCUCCAAAACUAUACGUUGCUAGCUAAAAUUGAUAGCAUCAUAUAUAGACCGAUUUUCUUAUGCAUACACCAAUAAGAAUACAGAUAUCGUUUAACAUUCUAAUCACAAAAUGUCCAGUGUCAUGAGGAGUACAACUAGACCUCUUGCAUUCAAGUUUUAGUUGGAAAAACCUGCUGAACAGAUUUUAAAAGUACACAAUGUACCGGACAUUUAAUGUUAUAUUAUGGUAUAAAUAAAAUUUCCGAUGGUGGUCAUUUCAAGUUUCUUAUAACAAAAAAUAAUAUAGGCUUAAAACAAAAAAUUAUAUAGGCAUAAAAUAACCUGUAUUUUGCCUUUUACUACUGCUAAUAAUUGCCUAGAACAGAAAGUUCAACUUAUUUAUGUUAUUUUCUGAAUAGUAGAUCUAUUGAGACGUGGUGGGUUUUUUUUUUUUUUUUUUCAUUCCUUCUGUCAAGUGGAAAAUCUUAAGACUAAGGGCUAUUGUUCUAUAAACUGAAUUUCUUUAAACACUCCAAUAUAUUGAAAAGCAGAGGCAGGACAUCCCAUUGUUAAAACAUGUUUUAAAAACGUUUAAAGGCUUAGUAAUGAAUAUAAUGCACAAAAGUUAACCGUCUAUAUAGAAUAGUUAUGGAGUUUGCCAGUUUUGCAUUUUUCUUUUGCAAGAAGCCCUUGAUUUAAGAGAAAGAGGCUGAAGUUAUUGUAUUAUAUUGAUAUAUCAAAAUAAUGUAUCCCUUAUGAGUUAAACACGGAUAUUCUGCUGUGGUUGAUGUGACCUGACGUAUGGGAUUUAUUUUUUAAAGACUAUAAUUCAUGUCAUGCAACAAUAUUUUCUCAUGGUGCUUCAAUACACUAUGAAUAAUGCCAUGGAGCUGGCUUGACACUAAUCACAGCCAGAUACAGUAAGAAUCGAAUCUAUAUAUCACAGGCUUUGAUGCUCCUUUUCAUUUACAAAGUGAAAUAUUAAAUCGCAUCUUGUAGGUGGAUUGGUGAAUCAAGAACAUGUUGGCUGUUACUAGAUUAAAUCACCUGAUUACAAACCUGAUCUAUAUAAAAGGUCUAACAAGUUUCUGUUCCUUGCUUGUUAAAGGGACACUAAAGUCACCCAGACCAUUUAAUGGCAAAGUGAUCUGAGUGCAUAAACCCUGUCAUUUUAAUCAUUCAAGGUAAAACAUUAGUUUUUUUUUUUUUUUUGUGUGUGUGUGUUUAGAAACGUCAUUGUUUGCAUUGUUGGAUUAACGUCCCAUUUAGAAGUACUUCCAUGGCACUGGCCGAGUAAGUCACAUGACAAUGCUUUUCUUUGGGAAGGCUUGCAUAUGCGGGGGUUGUUAGAUGCACAUGUGCAUCUAACAUCCAAUGCACCUCUAUAAAGAAUUCUUUAUAGAGGAAUAUUGGGGUCUUGAUUGACCAUCUGUCACGCCGCCAGCCGGGUCCUCUCCUGCUAGAAAGCGGUCUGGGACCCGGCGGACAUCUCAUUGUGGUGGCAUUCCUACGUUGCAAUAGGAAUGCCGCCAAUUACUAGCCUGCUGCGCCCACUGGCCUCACUCCGAGCAGUCUUGGAGCUGACAGGCGCCCCUCCCCUCGCACAGCGGCCAGGUCUGUAAACAUUAGAGAUGCUGGCCGAUGCAAGUCAGAACCUUUUAAGGUUCUUAACCCCUGAAGUACCUAACUACUAGGAACGUGUCACACACAUGUUCCACUGUCACAUGCUCCUCUACAACCAAUCAAGGAGCACCUUAGACUAUUUAAACCUUUUUUGUCCAUUUCUCUGUGACCUGUCAUGGUUUCCUUUCUGUUUAUCCAAGAGCAUGUUUCUGGUAUUGAUUCUUGUGUAUUUUAACUCUGGCUUUUUUUACUGACUAUUCUCAUUUUUGUAUCCCUUGGACUUUAGAUUAUUUCCUGACUAUUUUGACAUCUGUAUUCUUUGGCUUACCUAACUGUUAAAGUAUACUCAGUGAUAUAUGUACCGCAAGGCUAACAAGGCAUUUGCCUUCGGGGGAACUUUGCAGGGGGUGGCCAAAAAAAAGCGCCCCUCCCCCCCCCAAAUGCCUAGGCGGAUGCCUUGUUAGCCUUGUGCACUGGGGGGCCCAAGAGCUGGCCUCUUUCCCCCACUCCCCCCCCCAGACGGGUGGAAGCAUGCAUUGUGAAAGCUUGCAUUGCCGGCAUGCGGCGGGCAGUGCUGUAGUCUGAGCUCUUACUGCUCAGCUCCCUCGUGCGCCACUUAGUGAUGCCAGGAGCUGGAAUAUGACAUCAGUCUGGCUCCCGACAUGACUAAGGGAGCAGAACAGGAGUAUCAGAGCUCCCUCACCGCCUACUCUGCCUGUUCACCCCCUGCCUGCACGCCUGCCCAGCAGCACUAGCAGUCCCAAGAACCAGCCCAGCAGCCCCACUGGACCCCAGGUAAGGAAUCCACUCCAGCUCUCCCAGGGAGGCUGGGUGGAUUUAAAUUACAAUUUAAAAAAAUGAUAGUUUGUGAGUGGGGGGGAAGUGUGUGUGUGUGUGUGUGUGUGUGUGUGUCUGUGAGUUAGUGUGUGUGUGUCUGUGAGUUAGUGUGUGUGUGUCUGUGAGUUAGUGUGUGUGUGUCUGUGAGUUAGUGUGUGUGUGUGUGUGUCUGUGAGUUAGUGUGUGUUGGUUGAACAGUGUGUGCCAAUGACUAUUUUUCAGUGAGUGUAUGUCCGUGCAUGCAUCAGUUAGAAAGCGUCUGUCAGUCAAAGUGAGAGCGGCCUUGACAGGAAGGGGUGGGGCAAAUUUAAAUGUGGGAGUGCUAGCGUUUCAUCCUGCCUAGGGCAGCACAAAUCCAAAAUACACCACUGCAUAUACUCUAUAUUGCUGAACUCAGCCUGUCUUGUACUUUUCUUUUUAUACAUUAAAUCCGGCCGUUCUAAGGCCCGGUAAUAAUAUGUCUUAGGGUUUUCAUUAUUUUUACUUAAGUUGUGCGUGCUGGGCAUAUUAGUGUAUCCUGACACCAUCACAAAGGAGACCACGCAUCCUCAAGGGCAUCACGGGUGGCCGAGAGGUGAGCAGCGCUAAGGGUGCCUCAGCGCUGCUAAAUGGUAAGUAAAUCCUUUAAUUGAGGAUUGCCUUAUAGUUAAUCCUCCUCUGUUCUCUGCAUGGUUUUAGCAUUAUGCAAGGGAAUAUAAUGCUGCAUUUACGUUGCAUUUGCUUGUCAACGUUGCCUGGUGUCUUGCUGGAUGGUGGGACAGGACUCUGAAAUUGGAUAGGUCCUGAUGGAUGUGGGACUGUUUUGAAGUAUGAUACUCUCUGCCAGACACACACAGAUAUGAUACACAUGUCCAUAAAGACACACACAAAGAUUUUGACUACCAGACAAACACACAUAGAUUCUCAGAUGCAAGCACCGAUCUAUUUAUUUAUAUCUUCACAAUCAGAUUACACAUCUGAUUGCAGUUGCUACCUACAGAAUUAAUAAUUAAAUCAGUCCAUCUUAAAGGCACAUAUUAAGAUCCAAGAUAGUUGCCUGGAUGGGACAUAUGUUUAUAGGCAGGCUCUGACUGGCAAAUUCUGUCCUGUUCGUACUGCAUUUAGGGGUUAAAAUUAAGUAUACAUAUGUUAUGACAUUGGCUCUACAAGGUGGUUUAAAUAACGACAGCAUGCGAUAAAAUAUAAUUUAGAGGAACUGUCACCUUGAUAACAUUUCCUCUUUUUUCAGAGUAAAGGUGAUGCAUACUGCAGGUGUGCUGUAGAGAUAUGCGGGCAAACUUAUCUCCGCUGCAAGUUCUGACCAGUGCAUUUCCUCAUGAUUCUUUGUGUAAGCAUGCAUACGGACAGACAAUGAACAAUAAAUCAUGAUCCACUUUGCAGGUCUAUCAGACCAUGUCAGAAUAGAGUAGCAUUUUCUGAAAAUUGUUAAAGGUAACCCUUUUUAUCAGAGCAGAUAUGUAUGAUUGUUUGUGGGACUGUCCCUGCAUUACAUUUUGACAUCGCUCAUACAUGCCAGUCCUAUGUUUACCCCUGGAUUCAUUUAUUCCCUUCUAUGUCAGUGUGCCCAAGAAAAAAAUGACAACUGUUAUUGUGGCUGUGUAACAAAACAAUACUAUAGCUAUAGAACCAACUGACCUAGCCUCCUCUAUUUCUCUUUUUUUAAUUAAACUCCAAUACAUGUUUACAAUGUAAUAUAUGUACACUUUGAUCCACAAGGAGUUAAUUUAUAUAUAAAAUUAAUACUAAAAUAUUCUUAUAUUCCCACAUUAGAGUUCUCUUUUCAAGGGCAAACUAAAUAUAGAAUACAUAGCACAGUAUUCACCGAGGGGUUGCAGCAGGUCGGCUUUCCUUGCAAAUUCGGGAUCAGUCCCAGCAGAAGCACCUUUUCUCCCCACAUAUUGUCUUAUGUAUUCUACUAUAUGUAGCAACUGAGGAUAACGUCCAUAUUGUCUUGUUGUUUUACAGUUAAAUUGUUUUCCAUCUAGAUAACCCAUGUGGAUAGUAUCUUGGGUGACUUGUGAUACUUCAUGUAACGACUACAUGGAACAUCUUAUAUUUAAUUUUAUGAUUGUAAUUUUCAACCUGCAAAACUGGUUGCGGCUCCGUUUAGUCUAAGCUACAAUGCUGAAAUUGGAGAAUGGUACAGUUUAUUAUGGUCUCUUAACUACGUCAUUUUGGAUUCUGUAGCCGUUUCAAAAUGCCAUAUUUGCUGCACUGUGCAUAUUGACCCUCAUUCCCAAUAAAAUGUUUAGAAAUGGGGGAAAAAAAGAACAAAGCUAAUUUUUACAAAGCUAUUUGAGUGUGCAAUACCUUGACAGUUCCUCUUUAAACUCAUCCAGGCCACUUUGUUUCAAUGUAAUGGUCUGAGUGCAGUGGUCCUUUCCUUUUAACCCUACAAUGUAAAACAAUUUUUUUUUUUUUUUUUUUAGAAAAUUAAAUAUUUACUGCGUUAAAGCCACCUCUAGUAGCUGUCUUCCUUAAAGCCACUAGAGGCAUUUCUGAUUGAGUAAAACUUGGUCACAUGAUGUGGAAGCCCACAUAAAGCAUUAAUUCAAUGCUUUCCUUAGGAGAAGCUUGGAUGCGUGUGCGACACUCGCUGCACAUGCCCAUCAGGUCCCCAACGCUCCUCUAUGAAUAAUGUUGGGUUGGAUCAUUGUGGAGGAGGCCAUUCCUUCUCCAUAGUGUCGUGAGGAGAUCCUAGUUAAGCAGCACUGAGGGGGAAAAGGUAAAUAAAAAGCUUAAUUUUAUUAACUAUUAUUGGAAAAGGGGGGAGAAAUCCAUAACUAGAACACUAAAGUGUUAGGAAUAUAGUCUUGUAUUUCUUACAUGUUUGUGUUCCUGUAAUGAAUUAAUUUUAACAGUAAAUUGAUAGACUGACACAUUGUCUUGUGUGUCCUCCAUUAACCUAGACAUGCAGCGUCCUUAUUACAUAUAAACAAAUUCUUAAGUGGUCCAUUAAAAAAAAAUUAUAUAUAUAUAUAUAUAUAUAUAUAUAUAUAUAUAUAUAUAUAUAUAUAUAUAUAUAUAUAUAUAUAUAUAUAUAUAUAUAUAUAUAUAAAAUUUUGCAAAGUUCAUAACAUAAGCGUGUCUCGACUCUUGCAUCAAAGAUAUUGGGAUUUUGCUCACUGCUGCAACGUGUUUUUUUUUUUUUUUUUCGUGAGAAAUUGGUGUCCUUUGCUCACAAAAAAGUGCAUGGUAUGGAGGGGAAUUUUGAUGUGAUAUUUUACGGAUAUAUAUAAAGUUAUAUUUUUUUAUAAACAUGUGCUGUUUGCAAUUGUUUGAUAUCCAUGAGAGCAAAGUAUUUUUAUAGAAUUUUUUUUUUUUCUUAAAAGAUUAAAAAAAUAAAGACAAAUGUUCACAGCUUUCUUUGCUCAUAUUUGCCAAGUGUGCCAAUAUUAGUGGAGGGCACUGUAUGUGUUAUGAAAUGUUUGUAAUUAAUCGUAUUUCACCAAAAUUCUGAUUCUGGUAUGGGAUUCCUUCUCAAUUGAUUCCAAAUGGUUAGGUUCUAUCUAGCAGAUUUUAGAUUUUUUUUAUUUUUUUUAUUUUUUUUUUUUAUAAGGAAUGAUCCAUGCUUGUCAUCAGCUUUUUAUCCUUCUACGAUCAUUGAUAAGGUUUGGUGCUAUAGUCAGACAUGAUUGUCUAUUGUUUUCAUAGCAUUUGGGAAAGGUUUCCCUUUUUAGGUGCUUCUGUUUCCGUUCAGCUAGUGCUUUCAUGGUUAGCCAGAAAGGCAAUGAUGCGACAUUUAUACCGCUGAAGAUUCCAGGAUCACCCUUUAGCAUUAAGAUUCCAGGAUCAUGUGAGUUUUAUACUUUGGCUUUUGAAAACAUGGGAAAAGAAGAAUUCAUAGCUAAUAUCCAAAAAGGGAAACCGUCUAGAGAGGUUGAUCAGGCUAUGUAUUUAUUGUGCUUUCACACACCAAGCUAAUGGUCGUUUUUAAACCGCUUGGCUGAGUUGGCUCAAUCUAAUAGGACAUUAAAGCCUCCACCAAAUAAUUACAAUUAUUUCUAAAGUGCCAACAUAUUCUGAAGUUUCUGUAUAUUCUUCCGUUUGUUUUAGAAAUAAUUCUAAGAAAACAUGCCGGAACAGUAAACGAAGAGUGUCCUGCCCAAACAAGCUUACAUUCUAAAAUGUAAUCACCCGCACAAUCACCACACUAUAAAAUGAAAACAGAAUAUAUGAAAUGUUUAUUAUUUCCCAAAGCACAGUGAUUAAAGGUAGUGCUGCGUAUUUCUUAUAAAAUCUGUAGACUCAUUCCUUGAUGUCUGACUAUAGAAUCACGUGAGGAAAUGACUAAGAAAGAUGUACAAGAGGCGGAUGUUUAAAGGUAGUGACUAAUGACUUCUUGGGAUCAAUAGUUUAUGUACCUCAAUUCAAGGUUUCCAUAGCAAAACUCAUUGUUAUCCUGCAGAUUUCACAAUGGCAUACUUCAAUGAAGUAGACUGAAAAUUUAGAAACUCAAACAAAGAAAAGUCUACUUUUCACACAUACGUCAAAGAAUAAUGUAUUGUUCACCUAGGAAUUCCAAUGUAUAAAGCAGUUCUCAUUUGAAUGAUGCACUACGUACACACUGUUCCUUUUGAAAUAAAUGUGGUUUGAAGUCGGUCAUCUCUGCACCAGAAACUUUAUUACUAUAGGGCGGAAUGAGCUUGUUGUUGUUGUUGUUGUUGUUAUUGUUGUUAUGUAUAAGGAACAGUUCUAAGACAAAGUUCCUAAAGUGGGGCAUACACCGAAGAAACCAAUGGAAUGUUCUUGCUUAUUGCUCUUCCCUAGAACUAUUGAUAUAUAAAGGCCAACUGUCACCUCAAAACUGUUUUUAUAUUAAUCCUUUCCUCAAGUUUUUGAAAGGAAAUUUAUUUUUUUUUAUUAUUUUUUUUUAGUGCAGUAUAUGUAAAAAAUAAAAAUAAAUUGAAAAACACAUCUCUACCUUUUUAGUAUGACAAGAUCCUUCAGCCAUAUAUGUGCACCUUGCAUCAGGCACUUUUUGAAAAAAGAUGCUUCACUCCCUGCACAGAAGCAGAAAAGACUAUAGCGUCUUAACUGUUGGUUUUAUGGCCAAAGGAUCCUGUGAUAUAUCAUUUAAAGUAAUAUUGGGUUUUUACAAAACUAUUUCCUUUCAAAACUUGAUGAAAUAAUAUUUAUACUAAGAUCUAGUUUUGAGGUGAUAGUUGUCCUUUAAUCUGUUUAGAAAGCUGGCAUAUGAGUGACCGUAACAAACCUAUUCAGCCAUUGAGUAAGUACUAAAUAAUUUUUUUAUAUUUAUGAAAUUCUAUACAUUUGUGGUCAGUGAUAAGGGAGAGAUUGGAAGGAUUGUGUGAAUGACCUUGUUCAAUGUACAUAAUUUUAAAGUGCCUUUUAAGGCUGUAAAAACCCAUUCCACAGCUUCUGGCUCAGUAGACGUCCAAUUUGUGGUUGGUUUUGGCACAGCUAUUAUCCACAAUGAGUGAGUUGACCUGAAACAAGAGGGCAAAAGAAGCAAAUGUUGGAGAAUAACUUUAUAAUACAAUCACUUGCAAGGGCAAAGCCUUAAAUGUUGAUCUCCGCUGAAAUUCUGGUUUCUGAAUGUAUUUUGUAUAAGCUGCAGACUUCCAUUGACCGAACAUUGAUAUUACUUGUAGUAAUAUCAGAAGAUUCUGUCGUGGUGUCUUGGUAAGUGACUCCAGCGGGAACCGGGAUAACUCCCUGCAGUUCAGAGGGGGGGCUGCGGGGCAGUAGUAAAAGCUCAGUUCAGAGCACUGGUCCGGAGAUCGUCUGCCUCCCCUGGACCCAGGCCUCGCAACAAGGUAGGCCUCAUGGCCGGACAGUGUGGUCUCUUGACACUGCAGCGUAGAUCGGGUAUCGCCGUGUUUCCACACAGUGGCGACUUGGUUCUCCAUAGAUACAGAGCUCUGUUCAAUGCAAGUUAGAGCUAUAAAGCUGAAUUUAUGCUUGUAGGCACCGGAGCUGUCAGGCCCACCCCCCUUGUGGCUCUCCUUUACUGUUUUCUUUUUGUAUUUAAAAUUCUUUCAAGAAAUAUAUAUUUAUUGUAACGGACCGUUUCAGCACACAAGGGGUUAAAACCGUUUAGGCGAUCGUCGCCUUCCAGAGAUGCAGGCACAGCUCCUGCAGAACACCAAUCCGCCGAACAGGCAACCAUACGAAUGCUGUAAACAGCCGAAUAGGAAAAACCAUACGAAUAGGCUUACACUCCUAGCAGUCAAACUGGAACAGCAUACAGUAAAUCCCCACCCCCCCAAGAACGAGACAAAGCUCUGUGUUGAGGGUCAAGCAGUGAACAGACAGAGCUGUGGGUUUAUUGUGCUUAUGUACACAUUCUUACACAUUAGUACCACCCACAGGGUUUUGGAACACAACCAAUAAACACAUACAAUACACUCAGACACUCCCACACAAAUUCCUCCCCUCUGCAUGUGAUUCAAUUACCUUACACAAUGGGUAAUUUGGCACAAGCAGAGAAAUAAAAAAUUUUCACAUUAUUUAUAACUUGAAAAGUAUGCAUCACAUUCACAUAAAACUUACAUUUUCAGAAUCAGCAUACUCCAAAUACAAAACAUACGUCAAAAUCAUACAAAUUGGUCCAGUGGUUCAAAAGAUAGAUCAUAGUCCUUUGUGACCACAGGAAGCAUGGCUUUUCUGCCCAAAACCAGUUCCACAGAGUCUUCUAUCCUGGAGAUAAUUGGGAAGUAAUCAAAUUAUCUCCAAAGACAGAGGCAAACUCCAUUGAACACAUGGCAGCAAAAAGACAGUAAAAUACACAAUGUUACAUUUAUGACAUAAAAUACAGACAUGCAACAUAUGCCCAGAUAGCUUAGGUCUAAGCGCACAUUAUUACUGAAUGGCGCUCAGAGCACACACAUACAGUUCAAUUGCCAUGGAGCCAAAGAUUGCUCUCGUCACAUUUAUUAUAUAUAUAUUUUUUUGUGUGGAGUCCCAGUGAAGACUGGUGAGAGACAGCUGAGUGUGGUUUAUACAGCAUAUACCUGUCCUUACAUCCAGCAUGAAUUUGAGUGUGUGUUUGAGUGACAAGACAUAAUGGUUGCCAUUUUCCUAAUAUUCUCAAGCUUCAUACUCGUGUGUGUGUGUGUGUGUGUGUGUGUGUGUGUGUAUACACACACACAUAAUUUUAUUUUUUUCUAACCUGAUGCAUUGUAUUUUGUGUAUUCCCCAUUCUUGUGUCCUCUACCAGAGGCCUGAGAGUCUGAAGGUUGCAUUGUCCACUGUUUCCAGAGCUGUACUCUUCGGGACAAGGAUCUCCGAUAUCUGAAGCCACUCUCCAACUUGGGAGUUAUGGCCCAGAUUGCUCCUUCUACAACUGGAACUUCUAUUACUACUACUUAUAUUCCUUCUUCUUGAUGUUAUGGUCACUGUCUAUUUCCACAACCAUCACCACUGCAGUCUUCUGUUUAUUGCCUAACAUAUAUGUAUAUAUAUUUUUCUCUUUAUAUAACUGUUAGUUGCUUUAGUAAGAUUGCUGCUAUUUGAUUAAUUUGUAAAAAGUGUGUGUUGGAAAUUUGCAGUGAAACAAAUAGCUUUAGCAACAUUUUCAGUUCAUGGACCAUUCAAGAUUAUCCCCUUAAGGAUGCUGUCUUUUCUUUUCUUUUCUUUUCUUUUUUAUUUUUUACUUCUGAAGCUGUGAUAUUAAGGGGCUAUAAUGUUUUUAUCUGAAUGCAUACAUAUAAAUGUAUGUAUGGUACUGUCUGUAAUUUCUCUGUUUGCCAGUGAACUAGUGGAACUCUCUAUCUUGGCUUACCUAAAUUGAAUUGUGGAGUAUGCAUAUAUACUAUUAAUAUUUAAAAAAAUAGUCAACUAUAGAAAAUGAGACUAAUAAUAACAGUGACAAUCUACCCAUACCAUUUUUAUAACAGCUCCUCUAAGAAUGCUCUUUUUCUUUCUUUUCUGUUUCACUAAAUAUACAUAGGACAUGUACCUAAUGAACAUUUUUUUUUUUUUUUUUGUGAAAAUUUAUAUUUUCUUUAUUGCAGAGAUUCCAGAUUAGUUUUGUGUUGAUGGAUAAAUAAUUGCAACCUCAAUUCUUAUGAAACAUAAGCUGUCUAUUCAUAUUUAAAGUGGCACUGUCAUGCUGAACUUACCUUUCCUCAAUCUCUUACUCUUCUCCCCCUCUCUCAGGAUCUGUUCUUCUUUUCUUCCUGUCUUCUUUAGUUUUCUUUAAAAUCAUAAGACAAAGUAGGGACUCUUUGCCUUAUGGAGGUUUUCUCCGCUUGACCAGCGGAGGAGCAAAGUGUGCUUCAUUUCUGCUGGUCAGAGCAAUUUUCCCAUAAUUCUUACCUUUCCUCUGAUCUCGCGAUGCUUCCUGUCAUUUUAGACAAAACUGCUGAAUUGCGUUCUAACUGAAUGAGAACAGAAUGUAUGUUUGUUUUUAGAACUCAAUUCGGCACUUUGUUCGUAUCGGACUUUAAUUUGAAUGAAUGAAACUCCGAUUCAAUUUGUGCCGCGGCUGCAAGAUGCCCACGGUAUUAGGGAACUAUCUACUUAAAAAAAAAAAAAAAGUGAAAGACCUAAAUUGGUCUUUCAGCCACAUUUACUAAUACUAAGUAAGGAUUACUUAGUAUUAGUAAAUGAUCUGUCCCUACUCGCUAUACUGCGAGUAGGGGCAUGUCUAGUAAACAGCGAGUAGCCUGUGGCUGCUCACUGUUAAAAACCUAUUGGCCCCCACCCCUGAGCUGUGGGUGGGGGCCAUAAUGGACAAUCGGGGGGAGGAAACCUACUGUCCUCCCCCUGGCCCCCACGCCUGCGCGGUGGGUGGGGGCCAUAAAUUACAAUGGGGGAGGACCUACUGUCCUCCCCCCGGCCCCACCCGGGUUUUUUAUUUUAUUUUAAGUUUGGGUAUGAUUUUUUUAAUUUGGCUUUUUUGGGGGCUGAAAAAUGAAGAUUUUAGAAAAAAGAUGUCAAAUGGUAAGUUUAUUUUUUCUUUACAGGUUAGUUAUUUUAUUCCCCCCUCACUAUUUUUUUAGGGUGAGGGGGGGUAGGUAGGGGGUUACUUUUUUGGUUUUUUUUGGGUGGGAGGGGUGGGUGACUAGGUUGGGGACCCCUGGUCACCUUUGAUGGGGGGGGGGAUUUGUCUUAGGGCCCCCACCCACUGCGCAGGGGGGGGGACAGUAGGUUUCCACCCCCUAAUUAUCUUUAUGGCCCCCACCCACUGCUCAAGGGGGCUGGGGGGGGGGAGAGGACAGUAGGUCCUCCCCCAUUGUAAUUUAUGGCCCCCACUGCUCAAGGGUGGGGACCGGGAAGAAGGACAAUAGGUCCCCCCUCUUAUUGUUAUUUAGGGCCCCCACCUGUCACGCAGGGGUGGGGGCCGGAUAGUAGUUUUUUGUUUUUGUUUUUUUACAGUGAGCAGCCACAGGCUGCUCACUGUUUAGUGGACAUGCCCCUACUCGCGGUAUAGGCUUAGGAAUCCAUGACAGUGCCGCUUUAAUCCUUAGCCACUUGUUAGUCUAGAACCAAAUUAUUUGAAGACCUGUUUAAUUUAGAGAACAUUCAAUUUUAUUUAUUUAUUCAUUUAUUUCCAGCUAGUGAUGAGUUGUUAAGUAUUACAGAAGAAGAUGGAAGAGACCAAACCAUCUGUAAAAUGGUUCAUGGAAACCCAAUCUGACUGGUUUUUCCAAAAUGGGAUCCCUGAAUGGUUUCACGGCAUCAUCACAAGAAAGUAAGAGACUUUUACAAAUGAGAUGACAGAAUUUUAAUUGCCACAGACAAAUACACCAAGUUCUAUUUACUUUACAGUGACUUGCUGAUACUUUGCUUAUUUUCAUAUUAAAACAAAAACAAACACAAAACUGCAAAGUUUUAAAGACAAUCUAACAUAAACAGGAAAUUGUAUGAAUUUUUAGUGAUUUUAUAUUUUAACCAAAAAUCAGAUUUUACAGUCAAAUCACCACAACAUGCUGUUCAGUUAUUAGAAAUCAAUGAGCUUGACGUCAUAACUAAUAUUUAAACAAAGAGAUGAUGUGCCUGUCUGAUCUGUACAAUAGGACUAUUUGACCUUAACAAUAAAUGUGUUGCAUGCCUGCUAAUAGAUAAAUUUUAAUAUUCCGAGCUGCUGUCACAGAUUACAGAAGGCAAUAAACAAACGGUGCCAACCAUACAUUAUCCAGCUGCCAAUGUGCCGCACGUUUGUUCAGUCUGGUUACGAAUGCAUAUUUUAGCAAACCCUGGUUUCAGCUAGUAUUUUCUAUUUUCCUCAAAAAGUACCCAGAAAAUUAGACCAUGCCUCUGUUUGUAGUCUUAUUGCAAUCAGCGUGACAUGACAGAAAGUAAACAUACGGGUACAAUUUGUUUAGUUUUAUUUUUUAAAUGUGUCAAUAUAUCAUUUACACUAAAGUGUUUGUGACAACUAAUUAGUGUUAAUAAUAAAUUAUUUUGGAUGUUUUUCAAGGUUUGCGCCUCCAUCUCUUUGCUACACACAAUAAGAUUAGUUCAGUAGUUAUCUGCCUUUUGUUAACAGGGACACAACAGAAUAUGCAUUUUAUUAGCUUUUUUCUUAGAAAUAGUUGCAUAAAUUCUAAAGAAGCACUUUCAUUAGAUUGUCACAUUCGCACCAGGAAAAUCAGAGAUGCUACAAUAAACCAGUUUUUAAUGAGAUGUUGCCUGGGGCCUCACUUAAACUAUUUCAGCAAAUGAAGCCAAGAAAAAGUUAUACACAGGAAGAUCGCUACAAGUGUCAUCUACUAAAAGCCUGAACUACCUGUUCCAAGUAAUGGGGGACCAGUUUUUGGUCCCCACCCAGUGAUUAAGAACCACUUAAUCAGGCAUCCUAGUUCAGUCAAUUUAGCAAGUCAAUAUUCAGUUUCACUUGCUGUUAUGAGAGUAUGUUAAAAGGAACACACAUAAUCCUAGAAUUAUUAAGUCUUAUGGGCUGGGAUGUGUUUACCACAAGGCAUUUGCCUAGGGUGGCACUUUUGGGGGGGAGGGGGCGGUGCCAAAAAAUGCCACCCCAAGCUCCCAGACAAAUGCCUUGUUUGCCUCAUGUUCUGAUGCUGUCCACCAUACUGUGAGUGAGUUUAGCUGUCAGUGUGUGUCUGUGAGCGAAUGAAAGUGUGUGUGUCUUUCAGUGAGAAUGGGUGUGUCUGUGAGUGUCAAUGUGUGUGUGUAUGUAAUUUUAUGUGUAUCUGAGUGUGUGCCUGUCAGUGAGUGGUUGUGUCAAUUUCUUUCUGUCAGUGAAAGUGUGUGUUGGUUAAACAGUGUGUGCCAAUGACUGUAUCUGUCAGUGAGUGUAUAUCAGUGCAUGUAUCAAUGAGGGCAUGUGUCUCAGUCAAAAAAGUGGCCUUGACACAAAUUGCAGGGGCAAAUUUAGAUGUUGGGGGUGCCCGAAUUUAGUCGUGCCUAGGGCAGCACAAAUCCAAAAUACACCACUGCUUAUGGGUCAGCAUAAAAUCCAUGAGAGAUGCACAAACUCUGCAUCUUAAAACUGGUAGGUCCAUAGGCAUCAUCUCGCAAGUCCUUUUUUUUAUAUUUACUAGUUUACUGGUUUUGUAAAAGGGGAUAUAACUUAACCCCUUAAGGACCAAACUUCUGGAAUAAAAGGGAAUCAUGACAUGUCACACAUGUCAUGUGUCCUUAAGGGGUUAAAGGUACACUAUAGACCCCAAAACAACUUUAGCUUAAUGAUGCAGUUUUGAUGUAUAGACCAUGCCCCAGCAGUCUCACUGCCAUUUAUUUGCCAUUUAGGAGUUAAAUUACUUUGUGUAUGCAGCACUUGUCACAACCCCCCCUACAUGUGACUCACACAGCCUCCCUAAACACUUCCUAUAAAGAGUCCUCUAAUGUUUAUACUUAUUUUAUGCUAAUUCUGUUUAAUUUAUCAUUUACUAUCUUCUGCUCUGUUAAUAGCUUGUUAGACCAUACAUGAGCCUCAUGUGUAGUGAAUGCAGAGUGUGUCAGUGUAAUGAAUGUAGUGUGUGUUAGUGCAGUGAAUGCAGAGUGUGUGUAAAUGUGUAGUGAAUGCCGAGUGUGUGUAGUGGAUGCGGAGUGUGUGUUGUGUUAGUGUAUAUUAAAUUAAUUAAAUGUUAUUUCCCUUCUCUCCCCUGUUUCUUACCUGUGUCCAGGGAGGGGGGAGAUUCCAUCCCUGGUGGCAUGGGGGGCCCCCCGGCUCCCUGGUACCGCAGAGGGGGCCCAGGCAGCACACCGCUUCUUCUCUUCUACUCUCUUAUAAUAACUCUCACAAGACACGCAGAGCGUUGCCAUGGUAACCGGGUCUCGCGAGAGUUAUUAGAAGAGAGUAGAAGCUGUGUGCUGGGCCCCCUCUGCAGUAACAGGGAGCUGGGGGCCCGCUGCUGCACACAUAGAUUGCGAUAUUCACUAUCUAUGUGUGCAGAGAAAGAAAGUGGGGCCCGGGACUGCCAAAGCAGUCCGGGCCUCCCAGGACCGCCGAGCCCGUGACAACCAUCAGGGUUGUCACCCCCUGAUGGCGGCCCUGGGGUCAGUGCAAGAGUUUGUGCCAUCCUAGGCAAAGUUAUAUAGUUUGCUGCCCCUUGCUGAGCCCUUUACUGGUCAUUGUAUACAGACAUACCUCGCUUUACAUGCUCACUUUACAUACACUAGCGAAGAAAAGAGCUACCUGCCCGCGCGUGUACUUAAAGGUGCCUUGUGAGUACAGACAUUCCCGCGCCUCUUCUGUCCACGAGUGAACAGUAAAUGGAAGGUUCUAUUCUCGCCCAGAGCAGCUCAGUUCAGUGUCUUUGGGGCAAGAACUUUUCACACCAUCUGCCAUGACACAGGCUAAUCAUAUCAAAUUUAUAAUGUCUACUCCUAGCUGAACAUAUAUAUUUUUGUCUGCCCAUACAUUGUCCAUAUUCUGCAGUCGGCACCAUCCAGUGAAAGGGUUUACCCUGCCAUUUUCUAUACCGAUGACGUAGCAGCUUAGCUGCAUUACCCACAAUUCUGAUUAUUCAAAGUUAAACCAUAAAUGCUGCAUAAAGUGAUGAAGAGGUGUUUCUAAACAAAGUACAAAUAAGCUGCUAACACAAAUUGGCACUGUAUCGACAGAAAAUGGCCCAGUGAGCAGGUUUAUUUUACUUUUCCUCCCAGUUUAAGGUUGUCAGAUAGUAAAACAUUAUAGAUAAAUGGUACAAUCUGGAAUGAGAUUUUUCUUUUUACUUUUUUUUUUUUUUUUAACUGAAUAAAAACCCACUGGAAGUCACUAAAUAAAUCACUGGAAAUCUGCAGUUGCAAUAUCAGUAAUGUCUGUAAAUUACUAUUGCAAGCAAUACAUGCAUUGGAAAGUGAAAAAAGGUAUUGCUUUACUUUAAGUACGUUUUUCUUUUACAUACAUGCUCUGGUACCAUUGUGUACUUAAAAGUGGGGUAUGCCUGUUUGUACACAUACAUUUUAACCUGCUUUCCCUGUACCUUUUCACUCUUCAUACACUCUGUUCCAAAUUAUUAUGCAAAUUCUAUUUAAGUGUCACAAAGAUUAAAUAUUUUGUUUUUCAGUUUAACUCAUGGAUGACAUUGUGUCUCAGGGCUCUUUUGAUCAACAAAUUACAAUUUUCAGUUCUUUACAACCAAUAAAGUGUUUUGAAACUUACUGUGCGAAAUAAUUUGCAACAGUGCAUUGUAAGUUUGUGGUUUUUUUUUUUUUAAAGUUAUCAUUAAGAGGUUUGUUCAAUAAAAUUUGAAUUGUACGCUUAAUAGUUGAUAACAUGAGAAUUAUGAUUGUUAUUUACAUCAAUAAUUUAGGUAAAUGAGAAAAAGAUAAUUUGCAUAAUAAUUUGGAACAGGGUGUAUUUCAUAUUGCACUCACUGAGCCAGACUGCACCCCUUGUCUCUAUCCCCUUCCAUCCCGGUCUCUCUCUCUCCCCCCCCUUCCAUCCCCGUCUCUCUCCUCCCCCUUCCAUCCGGUGUCUCUCUCUCUUCCCCCCUUCCAUCCGGUGUCUCUCUCUCUCCCCCCCCCGGUCUCCUUGUCUCUUCUCCCCCACCCGGUCUCUCUUGUCCCUCCCCACUUCCCGGUCUCUCUUGUCCCUCCCUCCCCCACUUCCCGGUCUCUUGUCCCUCCCCACUUCCGGUCUCUUGUCCCUCCCCCCACUUCCCGGUCUCUCUUCUUCACCCUCCCCCCCAUUGUCUCUUCAUUGUGAUGAAGUAGUCUGGAUGACUGUAGAUGUCCUUUUAAGGAAUACAAUACCAUUAAAUUUUAAAUUAUAUUAAUCUCCAUGGGGUGAUUUUUGGUCUUUAAAUUUUAAUGAGAUGUAUAGACAAACAUGCACAGAACUCUCCCCCCCCCCACAUAAAAAACCCCAAAACUUUUUCUAAUGCUACUGUAGCCAGAACAUACACACAUGAUUUAACAAACCAGGCUUCAAAAGGCUGUCAUUACACACACACUUAGGAAUGGUGAAUUGACGAACAGCUAUUUAUAUCAUAAUCCACAUUGUUGUGUUCCACAUCACACCUUGGUUUAGUCACAUGUUAUAAAUGACACAUUACGUAAGCACAUUAUGUUUUCUUUAAACUCGUUCACCCUGGCUGUCACCAUAAUGCACACUUUCUUUUUAAAUCUCACACCUUGAUGACGGAAAAUAAAGUGUAAAGUGUUAUUGAUUACUAAAUCAAUAAAUAAGAUUAACAUUAAUGUGUCAAGCUGUUCAUACAAACGUUGAAACACUGAACUGAGAUACAUGGCUAUUUAACUGUUCUAUUUUUAGUGACAUUUUUGUAUUUUAUGAAGAUAAUUUAUGCAUGUUGCAAGAGGGGAGGGGGGAAUUCAGCCCCGAAAUGUGGGACUUUAGCUCCGAAAUGUGGAACUUCAUAGUCCUGAAUCUUUUUGGCCCCACAGAUAGCCAGGAGCCCACAAGUGUCAGGAGCUUCUGAAGCUUUAGGAGCAAACUAGCAGACCGAGCAACACAGAGCAGUAUAAAACGAGCCCCUGUGGUGCCAGUGAGAUUUGGGCAACACGGUUUAGAGACACAGGAAAUGUGAUAUCAUAUCCCCUUGCCUCUAUCACUAUGCUGCUUUCAGUCCCAUGCAGAAACAUGUCUGCUACCCAAGCCACAAAUGAGGUUUGCAAGGAAAUAUUUAAACACACACAGUAUUGUCGUUGUUUUUGUUUUUAUGUUUACAGUGUAUCCGUGCAUGUGCCUCUAUGUCUCUUUGUGUUUCUAUCUGUGAAUGUGUUUCUGUAUCAGUACACGUCUGUUUAUUUGUGUGCCUUUCUGUGUCAGAACAUGACCUUCUAUGUACACCUGUGUAAACCUGAGUGUGCUUGUGCGUAUCUGUGUUCCUGUGUAUCCUAACUUCCCUCAUUUAAUUUGCUUCAGGGGCAUAACGUGGGGUUGGUCACUUGUCAGACUCCAUAAGGGAACUAUAUGCUCCUCUCCUCCCCUCCGUUCUAUGUAGGAGUGCCAGGUGUCACAUGUAAGAGCGCGCUGUCAGCGAGAAGCCAUCCUCCUUUCCCUGCUCUAACAGGUAGGCAGGGAGGGUGGCCAUAAGUGUGAGCAGAGCCGGUGCUACCUAGGCCGCUUGCUCUGUGAAGGAAGCAGAGGUGGACACUUGGAUAGGGGGUGUCAUGGAGGGCAGGGGCACAUGGGAAGUGACGCAUGGGGAGAGAGAGACAUGGAUGGUAGGGGGACAUGGAUGAGAGGAGGACAUGGGAAGGAGAGAGACUUGGAGUGGGACAUGGGGGAGAUAUUGAUGGGGGAAAGAUAUGAAUGAAAUGGGGGGGGGGAAUGGAUGGAAGGGAGGAGAGACAUGGAAGAGGAACACAGAGAUGCGAUUUGGGGAGCGAUAUGGAUGACCAAGCAUGUCAAACUCGCGGCCUGCCUGCGGCCCACAAUAAACGUCUUUGUGGCCCGGCUAGCUGCGAGUGCAUGCUUGGUGUUAAAGCAGAGUAGGCACCCGCUGUCUCCACAUUGCAGGUAUAAUUUACCCGGCCGUAGAGGAAGCAGGAUGCUGGCGGCAGCAAGGGAGCUCAGUCUUCCUGCUCCCUCGAGCGCCAUCUGUAGUGAUGCCAGGUGCCGGAAUAUGACUUCACUUUGCGUGAGGAAGCAGUAAGGAUAUCUUCAGAUAGAAGAUACCAACUUUACCCCAGGGAAUGAUGUGAGUGUGUGCAAGAAUGUGUGUCUGUCAGUGUUUGUGUAUCUGAGUAUGUGUUUUUUCGGUCAGUGUUGCAAUAGCCACGGCUGGACAGUGGAGUACCUGGAGGUGCACGGAGGCACGCAACGCCACAUCACAUUGCGAGGUCGCUUCAACGUGCUCCACCUUCAUAGGGUUUCAAGAAGUAGUGGCAGGAUCCGCUUUGGCACAGGGUGCAGAUGGCGCCAUUUGGGGUAUACCAGAGGCCGGACUCCGGAGUUGCAUACUGGCAGCGGCAAUGUGAGUGGAGUCUGCUUGUUGGCUAGAUGGGGGGGGAGGGAUGCUGGGAUUUAGUAGAGGGGAGGGUGCUGGGAUUUAGCAGAGGGGGUGCGUUGUUUUUUUUUUUUUUUAUACUGUACUUUGCAAAAUAAACAUGUUUCUAUGACAAUGUAAGUGUUUGGUUUUUUUUUUGGUUUUUCGGCCCACAUAAACUUAAACCUUGUUUCUAUGGCCUGUGCUAGACUUUGAGUUUGACAUGUUUGCUCUAGACAGUGGCAUUACUACUGAGAGAAAUUAAAGGUUUUAGAUAGAUGAUAUGUAUGUACCCAGAUUACAUGUGUGAAAAUGAAACCAUUAAUUUUAGUUUGUUUUGCUCUGGGAUUCACCAACUUUCAUACCGGUCACAGGCAACACAGAUCACCAGUUACAUUAUUCUAUCUACUCAUUUUAUUACUAAGAAACACAGUAGCACCGUACACAGCCAGCCCAAAACCAUCACAAACAUGAGCAGUCCCCAUCACACAUUGACAGCACAAAAUUAUCACACACUUUCUCAUCAAACAGAGCCAGCCCAGUGCUAACAUAAGGUUUCCUUCACAUGUGCACAGCCCAAUAUCAUCCCACACAAACUAUUCCUAUCCCACACAGACAACAUGCAGUCCCCAUUACACUCAGACAGCCAAAUAUAUCACACACCAACUGUAACCAUUACACUCAGACAGGCCAAUCCACAGUCCCCAUUACACCCAGACACCCCAGUACAUCACAUUCAGUCCCCAAUACACUCAUACAGUCAAAUAUAUCACACACAAACUGUAACCAUUUCACUCCGAGAGCCCAAUAUGCAGUCCCCAUUGCACCAAGAUACCCCGGUACAUCACAUGCAGUUCUCUCUAUACUCAGACAGCCUGAGUUCAACAGUCACAACCAAGGUAUUUGUUAGUUAUAAAAAAAAAAUGACACCAGUAAAGACUCCAGCUUGUAAUAUGGUGCAGAGUCAGUGCCCUGGGGCAGCUGUGUGAUGUGGCCUUUAAGAAUUUAGCUGUGGCAGGAUGCAGAUGCGUCACCAAGUGUGUGAGAGCACUCUCGCAGCCAAUGUAAUGUUGUCUUUGUUGCCACUGGUAAUAUCAUCCGGCAUCUUUUCUCUCCUGCUUGGUGCGUGCAAGAGGCUGUUUGAAGUCCUGUACGUGCAAUAUAAAUGCCUGGGUAAAUCCUGGGUGCUGGAGCAAAUACCAUGAGAACAAUCUUGGUGUUGGGGAAAGUCCUGGGUGCUGGGGUGGGUACUGGGACAAGUCAUGUGAGUGCAAUCUCAGUGCUUGGGUAAGUCCUGGUUGCUGUAGCAAGUCCUGAGAGUGCAAUCUGUGUGCUCGGGUAAAUCAAUCUAUGCCCCCACUAUAUACAAAGGGUUAUGUCUCACACACUGCUCUGAUAUAUACCAAUGCACAGGGCGAUUCAAAUAACCUUGUGUACAUACUGGGGCCUAUAUAUUGCCCUGUGCAUGGGGUAUAUAUCAGGGCAAUGUGUGCGGUAUCACCUUGUGUAAAUACUGGUGAUAUAUAUUGCCCUGGGAAGGGGUAUAUAUCAGUCAUCUAUAAAUAAUAAUACUCUUCAAAUGUACUUUCAAAUGCAUGGAUACCCUUUUGUGAACAAGAAUUUAAUGUUAUAAGAUAGGGCUGGUAUAAUGACGCAAUGCUAUGGGCCUGCGUUUAUUUCCAGAGUUGGAUUUUAUCCCCAGUCCGGAACUGAUAUGGUGUGAUGUCCCUAUGUUAUGCUUGUAAAAAGGCAUGCUUUACCUAUGGUGUACUUGCAAUAAGGUGUAAUGGCCUGUGUUAUGCUUGUCAUAAGGUGUUAAACCUCAGGAACUUUUUAUUUCCCUUUAUUCACUUUUUUAUGGUACAGGGAGGACGAGGAAACAAAAUAUAAUGCUAGAUCUAUUUCUUUAGCUUCCCUUUACAUGGUGGAAAACUUUGAUCUAAAAAAAUAGUUUUUGUUUUUUCAUAAUGGGGUGCUGGAAUCCCUGGGUACGCCUCUGUUUGCUUGUGGAAUUUAAAGUCCUUUUCUAGAGAAUAAAAUGUCCUUUUUACCCCUAAAGGACCAAACAUCUGGAAUAAAAGAAAUCAUGACAUGUCACACAUGUCAUGUGUCCUUAAGGGGUUAAAUAUGCAUGUUUCUACAUGCAAAUACAAAACUUACCUUUUGUAGGUUUUCUGGUAGAAGUAUAAAAAUAGUAUUUGGUGGUCUGUACAAAGACUUCUCAUAUCUCUAUCAUGAAAGAAACAAGGCAAUGUAACACAACUUCCUUUAUUACAGAUUCAAAUUUUUAUUUCAGUAUUCUAUGUUCCCUUUUCUAGUUCUGAGUACAGAACUAGAUUGUAAGGUGAGCAGUGGAUUUAUUUAUCUGAUUAUCUUAAAAUUUUCCAUUACAAUUUUUUAUUUACAUUAAUUUUGCUCUACAACUCAGUAGUUUAAUAGCUUUAUUUACAUUCUACCAUAUAACUACAACAUUUAGAGGUUGGAGUGUUGAAGCCUAAUAGGCCACCUUUGCCCAUUAUUUUCCACCUGUAAGCCAGCAGUAAAAGGGUCUCCUCACUACAGUUCCACUCCUUCGACCAGAGACCAUUAGAACUUAUAACCUCCUGGCAAAUCCGAUUCUAUGCCUGCAAUGCUUCUCUCAGACAAGCAUUGAAUUUAAUAUUUCUUAAUGAGAAGCAUAUUGUAGUCUUCUACUUGCAGCACAAAGUGGUUAGGAAGAUCUCAAAAUAUGCACUUUUAACACUUUUAGUUCACAUAAUUGUAUUUAUUAUUGGUCUCAGAAGGUUGGUUCUAAGUUGAUCUUGCCAACAAUCAAACCUAUGACUCCAAAAUCACAGCUCAAAAGACAUUUACUGAACUCUCUUGCCUAUUAUUUUUAUGUAUGUAUUUACUUAUUUUAAACAGGGAAGCGGAAACCCUACUGUCACAUAAUGUUCCAGGAAGUUUUCUCAUCAGAGUUGGUGAAAGUCGUAUUGGAUACAGCCUAUCUUAUAGGUAUGGUUAUAUAAAUGUUAGUGUCUUUAGAAAUCUCUGCACUCUGUCUUAAUUAAGCUGAUUAUAAACUGUUUGCUACCAAGAAAUUUGCCAAAAUAUUGACUACCAGAAGCUUGCGUGCACUAUAUAGUAUAUUUAAUGGGGAAAAAAUGGACCGGAAACUAUCUCAGAUAUUCUUUAUAGAACAAUCAUAUUAAAGAAAAGAAAUUUAAAGAACGUUUAUGAAUGUCACAAGAACAGCUCUGAAACUGGACAAAAGGGUUACUAAUCCUUAUAAGUAAUAAACAAAACAAUAUUAGUAUAAUGAAAAUGACCAGGAGCUAAUUAACCUCAUAUAAAUAAAACAAGAGACGGCAGUAUUAGUACAAUUAUAAAAAUUAAAUAGGAAGUCACAAAAUAAGAAACAAGUCCACAAUAUAUAUAGCAUAAGUGUCACUCCCCCUUUCACAAGCAUGAAGAGUGACACACGUGUGUUAUAUAUUUUGGACAGACAAAACUGGAUAUUAAAAACACAGUCUACAAAAACAUAAGGGGUUAUCAAUAAUGUCAUCCCAUCCCGUGAACUUUCAACUUGAGGUAAUAAAAAAAAACAAAUGUAUUAGAAACUGGUGUUCGAAGUUAAAAGAAUCUAUGAUGUUUACAUUGAUCGCUAUAGGUUCAUUGAGACACUCUAGGUUUAGUAGUGAUAUAUUGAGUAUUCUUUUAACUUGAAUAUUUGUUACAUUUAUGUGUCUUUGUAAAUUAAGUUGUUCCUGAGUGCCAAGCUUAAUAUCCCACUGACCAUGACUGAAAUGGGAUUUGUAAGAUAUGCUGGACACUCCCAGAGGAGUACUAGACGUUGGUUUUGAGGUCUAGGCUAAUUCCUGAUAUGGAUAGGGCAGCAUCUAUUUAUUUAUUACAAUUUUUUAAAUCGUUUAACUUUUACAUAUAUUAAGAUGAUGAUGGGCUCUAGAAUGGAGAGCACCAUUAUUGACCCAGCAUGCAAUGUAAUGUCAUCAUAUACAUGCCAAAUAGAUUUCUAGUCUUCAAAGAAUAUGUCCAAGCUCACAUACCUUCUACUCAUAUAGUUACUUUCUUCAACAUGGUAAUUUCCAGACGCAACUCCCCCAAUGUGCAAUUCUUACACCUCAAUGAUCGACUGUAUUCCAAAGUACAAAUAUCAUGGUUACCUAACACUUACGUGCUUUAGAAUGAAUUACGUUGAAGACUUUAUAUCUGACACAAUCAUUUAUAUAUUUCAUCUUUAUUUUUUUAAUUUAGAACCGAGGAUCACUACAGGCAUUUCAUGAUCGAUGUAACAGAAGGACACAAAUGCCAUAUUUCAGGAGACACAACAAUUCACAAAUCGCUGGAAGAUUUAGUAACGUGUCACAUGCAUUAUCCUAUUUUACCAUACAAUGAAAUUUUGUUCCACCCAUGUGGACAGGUACUGUAUGUCUCAUAUUUGUAUGUAACAUACUAUUACAGUUAUAAUAAUCAAAUGUGCAAGUGCCUUUGACACCGAUAAUCAUGUUCUCCUUCUCCAAACUCUUCAAUCACUCAGUCUCUGUGACUCUGUCCUCUCAUGGUUUUCCUCUUAUCUCUCACAAUGCUCAUUUAGUGUCUCCUUUACUAAUGAUACCUCCUCUCCUCGUCCUGACUUGGUUGGAGUCCCCCAAGGCUCUGUCCUUGGACCCCUUCUGUUUUAUCAUUAUACUGCCUCUCUUGGCAAACUUAUUACCUCUUUUGGAUUCCACUACCACCUGUACACUGAUGACACCCAGAAAUAUCUCUCCUCCCCGGACCUCUCCCCUGCUGUCCUGCAACGUGUCACUGCUUGCCUCUCUUCCAUCUCUGACUGGAUGUCCUCCCGCUUUCUGAAACUCAAUCUUUAAAAACUGAGCUCCUUGUCUUUCCUCCUCCUAAUACUGAUCCUCCUCUUUCACUCUUCCUUCAAGUUAGUGGUAUUCACAUAAGUCUAUCCUUGCAAGCGCGCUGUCUUGGCAUAAUACUUUAUUCUGGACUCGCCUGUGAGCCUCACAUCCAGUAUGUUGCCAAAUCCUGUAGAUUUCAUCUUAAAAACAUAGCCCGCAUCCGCCCCUUUCUUACACAAGAAGCUACAAAGGAGCUUGUCCAUGCUCUUGUAAUUUCCUGCAUGGAUUCUUGUAACCCUCUCCUGAUUGGCCUUCCCAAAAGCCUUACUGCACCGCUACAGUCCGUAAUGAGUUUCCUCUCUAGUCGGUUCUUGUACACCUCACCCCUCUGCUAGUCCUUAUAUUGGCUUCCUGUAUCCUUUAGGAGAUAAUUCAAGCUACUAAUUCACACCUAUAAAGCACUGAACAAUUGUAGCCCCUCUUAUAUCUCCUCACAGAUCCAUAGGUAUGUCCCUUCUCGGUCUCUCCACUCUGCCCGUGACCACCUCCUGUCCGUUGUUCGCACCCGUGCAGCCAACUCACGCUUGCAGGGCUUCUCGCGGGCAGCUCCCUUCCUAUGGAAUAGCCUGCCUACUGCCAUCAGACUCUCUCCUAGUCUUGCAUCUUUUAAGAAGUGUCUUAAAACCCAUCUCUUUAGGAAAGCUUAUGGCCUCCCAGAAUAACCUCUACCUUACAUACCUGUCUCUUGCUCUCUUCUAAAGGGCAGCACUCUACUCUCUCCUCCAGCUCUGCCUCACACCCAUCUUAUUUGAUUGCGAAUUCCUAUCCUAUUGUGUUUUACACCCCUCCUCCUAUAGAAUGUAAGUUCAUUUGAGCAGGGUCCUCUUCAACCUAUCGUUCCUGUAAGUUGUCUUUUAAGUGUCCUAUUUAUAGUUAAAUCCCCCCUCUGAUAAUAUUGUUAAGCGCUACGGAAUCUGUUGGCGCUAUAUAAAUGGCAAUAAUAAUAAUAAAGAAACUGGAGCUGUAUCCACUAAACUGUCUCAUGGUAUAACAGGAACAAAGUUUGAUAACAAUAAUUUAGCAUUAACCUAUAACUGUACAGUAGAUGUGUAAAUAUGUAUUUAGGGUUUCUGUCAAUGCACCCUUUACACAUGGUACUUAAUUAACUAUGCAUACUCCAUGCACAGUUCUGCUUUAUACCCCCUACCCCAAUUUGCUCACAAGUAAUUUCUUUAGUCAUCUAAGCCUUAUUGUAGAUAAUUAAACAGGUUUUCUUUGAAAAAUCUGUAAGAGAGUUAAAAGAACACUUUAACGUUAGGAAUACAAAAGUGUAUUUGUAAAGGUAUAGUGCCCUGGUGGCUGUUCAGGUCCCGGGACCUCACCUGCAUGAAGAAAAAAAUGUUGUUUACUCAACUUUUCUCCCUCCAGUGCCUUGACUGAGAUCAUAGAUGAUCUCGCCAAUCCAGUGCUUUCCCAUAGGCGACAAAACUCUGAGCUUCUAGUUCAUCAGAAUCUCCCCUACUGACUGUCUGCAUUUAAAUCCUGCAAUAAAAACUAGAGCUGCAGGGUUAAAACGCGAGGACAUGGCACCCAGACACUUCAUUGAGAUGAAGGGGUUUGGGUGCUUAUUGUGUCCUUUUAAGUAUGGCAUACUGCUAAAUAUUGUGCAAUUAUGUGAGACAGUUUUGGGAUCCUUUCUAAUUCUAUGCACAGUUGCGUAGUGUUGACGUUUAAUAUUGGGUUUGAUUUAAGAUCUCACAAUAACAUUUAGAUAAAACUGAUUAAAUGGAAACCUACGUGAACAAAUAUUAAAAGUACGUAUGUAAUUUGUUAAGAAAGUUAUAUAACGCACAACAUAUGUGUGAAAGUGUAUCAGCUAUGAUUUAAAUACUGGCUGCUGGACAAUUAUAGUUGCACAGACUGCACCCAAACGUUAUACAUAGCUAAUCAGUGUCUCGGAAUUCUAAGACACUCCUCAAUGCUGAACUGCUUUAAGUCCAGUGAUUUGUAACUAUUUCUAAGUGUGUUUUGGCUCAUUUCUGACUGAUUCCACAACAUUUCAUUUCAACAAGGCAGGCUUACAUUUCUGGGCCCUUAUCCCUUUUCCCGAAUGGACCCCUCAGUCAGGUAUUUUAUAAAGCUAAGCACUGUCCUCCAAUUUUGUCUUGGAAAUUUUCAUGAGUAAACCUCCUGCCUGGACCAUACGUGAUCUUUGGCAGCCUCUUUUGGCCCAGGGGUUAGACAGGGGCUUGGAACAAUCCUUCUCUGACUGAACUGGAUGAGAAUACAAAACUGCAUGGCAGAGUUCUAAAAUUUUAAUUAAACAUUUGUUUUUCUACAAUUACAGAAAACAAACUCAACAACUGAUUACCAUGAACUGUUUGAGCACAGGAAAAGUGAAAUUGCAAGCUUACAAAAUCGCACUAAUGGUAUGCAAGUGAAACCUCUGUUACCAGUAAAAAAAAAAUCUGGACUUCAUGGGAUAGCGACUAGAAAUUCACCAGGGACUAAUACUGAAAACAUGUGUCCACCUUUGCCACCCAGGAGAAAUAAAUCUGUGGACUGCAUUCCACAAGCACCUAACAUACAAGCUCUUCCGCCUCAGGCUGUAAUGAGACUCUACCCGUGUUUACCCCAGGAAAUUCCUUUUGUUCCAAAUGGCUUUGUAAGUGUAUUUAUGUAACAUGCUUGUAAAUUGUUGAAAGAAGUUUUGUGGCAUUAAUAAUUGAGUAUAAUGUCUAAACAAUGUAGUUAUUCACUAAACCAGAAAUAGAGAAUUGCCAUUAUGAUUAAACUAUGGUGAAAUAGAAUAAUAGCUAAUUCUGGUCAGUUCUUGGUUAAGUGUAUAAACCCACAUGUUUUUUGUAUGCACAUUUAUAGCUUGAAAAGAUGUUAAAGUUGCACCUCAAAUCAAAUGUCCAAAAUAUAUACAGUCAGCAUAGGCGUCCGCAGGAAUUUUUCCAAGGGGAGGGCAUAAUUGUAAUGACAUCCAUGCUUGGUCCCUUUUUGACAGUGUCAAGAAAGGGAAAGGGCAUAGUCAUUAUCACAUAAAGCCAGGGUGAAUAGCGUUUUUACAACUAUGGUGUCAGGAAUACGUUUGUAUUCCUGUCACUCUAGUGUUCCUUUAAGCAAAUUAAAGGAACAUUCUGGUCACCAUAACAACUUCAUCUAAAUGAAAAUGCUAUGAUGCCAGGAGGACAAUGGGCGCUCUCUUUCUUUUAAGGGCUUAAACUUCUCUCAAAUGGUUUAACCCCAAAGGCUUCCUCCAGCUCCAGAUUUCCAGGUCGCUCAGUGGUAUCCAGCUUCAGAAAUGGAGUGUCGGGAAGUGCAGAUUGACGUUAGACAUCGGUGCUGCAGAUUGGCUAGAGUGGUCAGUUGACGCUCUAAGCCAAUCGCUAGUUCCCGGUUCAUACAAAUGUUUUACUUUUUUUAUGAAUGGGGAGCUACUGAUUGGCUUAGAGUGCCAGCUGACUGCUCAAGCCAAUCAGCAACACCCAUACCCAGUGGCACUCUGUGCUUCCUGACACUCAAUAAAUAAAAGUGAACACAUUAACACUGAUUAUUUAUUUUUAUUUAUUUAUUUUUACCUGAGGAGAUGAGAAGGUCCAAAGUUUCCCUGCCAGGCACAGGUACCAAAGCCUUCUGAUGUGGUGUCUAGAAUAAAGUAGAGGGUUCACUUCACUUGUCCUUUCUGCUUCAAUCUCCUUUUCUUCUCCUUCAUUUGACAGUCUUCUGUAGGAUGCCCCUCCCAUCCCUCACUUACCUGAUCUAUAGGCUGCUCCCCAUGCCUCACUUCCCUGAUCUAUAGGCUGCUCCCCAUGCCUCACUUCCCUGAUCUAUAGGCUGCUCCCCAUGCCUCACUUCCCUGAUCUAUAGGCUGCUCCCCAUGCCUCACUUACCUGUGCUAUAGGCUGCUCCCCCAUGUCUCACUUCCCUGAUCUAUGGGCUGCCGCCCCAUGCCUCACUUACCUGUGCUAUAGGCUGCUCCCCAUGCCUCACUUCCCUGAUCUAUAGGCUGCUCCCCAUGCCUCACUUACCUGUGCUAUAGGCUGCUCCCCCAUGUCUCACUUCCCUGAUCUAUAGGCUGCUCCCCAUGUCUCACUUCCCUGAUCUAUAGGCUGCCCCCAUGUCUCACUUCCCUGAUCUAUAGGCUGCCCCCCAUGCCUCACUUCCUGAUCUAUAGGCUGCCCCCCCCAAUGCCUCACUUACCUGAUUUGUAUGCUGGCUGCAUGUGCUGCUCCCCUGCGGAUUCAGAAAGAAGGAGGGAUUAGAUGCAGCUUCCUAUCCCCUCUCUACAUACACAGCCUACUGGCCGGCGCGGUACUGCACCGUACUUUCAAUUCCCUGAAAAAUAGCAGAACCAGCUGAAAAAUCCAGGGGGGGGCAAAUGCCCCCUCUUGCCCCCCCUCCCCCCCCAUGCGGACACCCAUGCAUGUGAGUUUACAGAGGAAAGAGGUUCUAUUUCAACUGUCAAAAGUAAAGACAAAUAAGUCAAUGGGACCUGAUGGAAUACACGCAAAGUUAUUAAAAGAGCUUAGUGGUGUACUAGCAAAACCAUUAACAGAUUUACUUAACCAAUCAUUGUUAACAGGAGUAGUCUCAGAAGAUUGGAAGUUAGCGAAUGUUGUGCCCAUUAACAAGAAAAGUAGUAGGGAGGAGUUGGGCAACUAUAGGCCAGUAAGCCUUACUUCAGUAGUGGGGAAAGUAAUGGAAACCAUGUUAAAGGAUAGGAUUGUUAAACAUCUAAAAACACAUGGAUUUCAAGAUCAGAGGCAACAUGGGUUUACUUCAGGGAGGUCAUGCCAAACUAAUCUUAUUGAUUUUUUUUUUUUUUUUGGAUUGGGUAACUAAAUUAAUAGAUCAGGGUAAUGCAGAAGACAUUGCUUACCUAGAUCUAUAGGCUUUCUCUCCUCCCCACCCCCCAAAUCCCUCACUUACCUGAUCUAUAGGCUGUCUUCCCCCCCAUCCCUCACCUAAUCUAGAGGCUGUCUCUCCCCGCUCCCCUCACUUCCCUGAUCUAUAGGCUGCCCCUCAUGCCUCAAUUCCCUGAUCUAUAGGCUGCCCCUCAUGCCUCACUUCCCUGAUCUGUAGGCUGUCCCCCUCCCCAUGCCUCACUUCCCUGAUCUGUAGGCUGCCCCCCCAUGCCUCACUUCCCCAUCUGGCUGCCCCCCAUGCCUCACUUCCUGAUCUGUAGGCUGCCCCCCAUGCCUCACUUCCCUGAUCUGUAGGCUGUCCCCCCCAUGCCUCACUUCUGAUCUGUAGGCUGCCCCCCAUGCCUCACUUCCCUGAUCUGUACUUCCCUGAUCUGUAGGCUGUCCCCCUUUCCCCCCCAUGCCUCACUUCCCUGAUCUGUAGGCUAAAGAGAGAAAUGGAGUUACUAGAGGGAGGGAAAGUGGGGUUACUAGAGGGAGAGAGAAGUGGGUCUGGUAAUCAGUGAUAAGAGUAGGUAGGGGAAUUAUUGCAAUUGGAAGAUUUGAAGUGACAAAAAAGAGAACUCAUACAGUUAUGUCCAUUAAAAGGCAUACUCUAAAGGCAUACUCUAAGCACAACAGUUUGUAGUUGCUGUGGAUCUUAGAUUAGCUCCCUCUGAAUUCACCCACACUGUUUUACCUUAAAAACACACCACUGCAUUAAAGGGAAACUAUAGUGCCAGGAAAACAAACUUGUUUUACUGGCACUAUAGCUUCCCCCUCUGUCAAGGCUCCCCCCUGUGGUGCAGAAAGGGUUAAUAACUACUUCUGGCACUUACCUGGAUCCCUCGGCGCUGUCUCUGCUCUACCCAGCUUCGCCCACACUCCUGUGUGUGUGUGUGUGUGUGUGUGUGUGUGUGUGUCUCUCUCUCUCUCUCUCUCUCUCAACAGGUAACAUACAUCUGAUCGAUGUUUCGACCUCUUCAGGUCUUCCUCAAGAUCUUGAAGAAGACCUGAAGAGGUCGAAACGUCAAUCAGAUGUAUGUUACCUGUUAUUAAAUAAUAUCGAGUUUUGUUUUUUUUCUACAAAGACCUGAGAGUGCAUCUCUUUCCUUUUUUCUUUACAUAUCCAGCGUGGGAUUGCACCAAGGCAGUCUUUUACUGAUUCAUUGAAAGGGUGAGUGCCACUAUACGUGUGUGUGUGUGUGUGUGUAUGUAUAUAUAUGCAGCAUGUGUGUUUGUGCAUUAGGGUGUGCACCCUAAUGCAAUAGGCUGUGCACGCCUAUAACAGUCAGUGCCGACAUAUGAAAGCUACAAUAGAGACAAUAUAAAAGAGGCAAAUAGUGUAGUAUUUUUCAAUCAAAAAAAUACUGCACUAUUUGCCCUCUAUAUUUUUUUGUAAUCUCUCAUGUCUAUUAUAUAUCAGUACAAACUAUACAUAUUUUGAAUGUUUGAUUUGAGGCUCCAUUUCCAAAAUCUUUUUAAGCUAUACAUUUCGCUAGCUCAGGAAGAGAGACUAUUUUGUUGUCAUUAUAUCCACACGGUUUUGUCUCCUCAUUUGACCAUUUAUAUGUUUUACCUCUUGAGGUAUGUAUGUACAUGUCUGUAUUUUAUGGUUUGUCAGCAGAUCAUAUUAGUUUUCUAAUAUUUGAGACUCUUCUAUACAGCCACAUAAACUAUAAAGAGUGUUACAAGACCCAUUUAUUUGUUUUCUUAAGGUCUCACUUGCACUAUACCUCCUAACAGUAUCAUAUUUUGCAAGAAAGUCUCCAGUCUCCGUUAUUUCAGUUCUACUACCUGUUGAUCCAUUUCUAGGGAAACAAGAGAUGUACCCAAUAUGCACAUCAUUAGAUGUGCUGCACAAAUCAAACUCAGGGCACUUAGCCAAUAUGUGAGUGCUUCAACAUCACUCUCUGCAUGGGAUUUCCAGAGUUUAGCUAGUUAGUGAGGCUGACACUCCACUUUUUGAGGACCACCUUUUCAUGUUGGACAUCAUUAACAUGCCCCCUCUUGGCCCAUACUGCAUUUUUUACUGACAUUAUAUGUCUAUUAUUUGCUAACUUCUUUUGGUAUAUUUCUUGCAGGUCCCGAUUUUGACAAAUGAACAAGUCCAUGCUAGCACAUCAAACAAUGGUCAAUCAAGGUUCCCUCCGAACCCCAGUGCAGUAACAGGUUUUACAACAUCAGCAGCAAUCAGUACACCUCAAUACAACGGGAGUGAAGCCAUUGCCACCCAGAGCGCAAACCAGUCAAUAGCAACACGCAUUAAACAAUUAAAUUUUGGACAUAUAAUGCCUAUGGGACAACUAAAACCUCAAAAUAACGCAGAGAAAAUCAUUCCUGAGGAGUAUAAACCACCUCCCCCAUUCGCUCCAGGAUUUUAGUAAACUAUCAAUGCUGCUAAAUUAUGGAAAGAUUGUAGAACCCAUGAGAUAAGUUUAUAUUUAUACUACAGGGCUGUUAAAUGCUUCAAUCUGAUUGGUUGACGAACGUUCUAAGGUGUGCAUUAUUUUCAGGGAGACGCACGGCUAAAGUAGUUCCAGACAGGUGUUGACAGUUGCGUAAGAAAUUAGUCCUACAUACAAGAGUGUUUUAAUGACAAAAACUUGAUUAACAUCUUGAAAUACAUCAUCUGAACUGGUGGUGUGGUAACUGUAGUAUAACUUCAGGCCGUUGAAUUAUUAGAAAAAUAAUGCACACCCGAGGUGGUAAUGCGGUCACUCCGAUUCGGGUCGUGACCGCAUUACCUCCUCGGGUGUGCAUUAUUUUUCUAAUAAUUCAAUGCCCUGUCGUCAAUUAUUCCUUAUGUAUUGCAUGCAGACAUACAUCAUUAUUCACUGUGAUAUCAAGGAUAAGUGAAGAUCAAACAUUUCAAUUCACAUCCUUGGGCUGGGAUCAUUAAAGGAACUCUUGUCAGCUAUUGUAAUGUCGCAUUUGUAAGCAGAGCGUACAGCAUUUCAUUGCAGAAAAUAAACAGAAGAAUGCCAUUUUCAUAGACUGCACAAUGUUUAACUGACAUAUAGCACGGCCUUAGCGUAUUACAUUACACAUUUCACAUGUGCCAUCCAACUACAUUAACUGUAGCAAUUUUCCACAGUGUUGGAAGGUAUAUGAAAAGUGCUGCCUAACAGGUUUUACAAUUCACAAGCUACCAGAGGGAGGAAAUCAGAGAAUUAGUUAAUAACUAUUGUUGGUUAUCACAGUUGAUUAUCUUUAGCAAUUGCUAUAGGAUCAAUUCCCAGGUCAAAUAAUUGAUUUCCUCUGACAGUUUAAGAAUUUCCUCAUAUCAAUGAGUAGCAAGGGCGUUGACACAGGGAAGGUUAGUGCCCCAAAUAUGGGGCCUGGAUCUUUCUUUCACCUAUCUGCAGGGCCGGUGGUGCUACCUCAACAUACACACGUCGGCCCUAAAGAGGGGUGCCUUUAUGGGAUGGUUGGGAGAUCAAAGACAUACACACUCUCUCUGCAACCCUAGACAUACAUACUAAACCACAAACACAAAAAAACAAAUCUAUUUACACAUUGCUUUAAGAUUUGUCUAUCUGUUGGUACCUGUUGUGUUCCUCUCUGUUGAUGUGCAUGCCUGUUUGUGUCUGUUUCUGCCAGUAUGUGUAUCUGUGUGCCUGCAAGUAAAUGUGAGUGCGCCAUGAGGCAUGUUAAGUGAUGGAAUUGGGAAGGGCCAGGGGUAGUGUUUGCAGAGGGGCCUGGCGUGGAGCUUUAGAAAGAGUUCACCAAUUAUUUUGGGGUGGCUCCAGGGCCAGAUUAACAGCCCAGUGGGCCUCGUGCUGACAAUUAUGAGGGGCCUAAUUAAAGAAUCAUAUCGACCAAAAACACUCCCAAGCGUCAUGUAUCUGAUGGAGAUGGUGCUGGAGAGAAAGAAAACAGCAGCUAUAAGGAAACACAUACCCUAUGCUAAUCUCCCUCUAAUUUAUGUUUUCAUCUUUCAAGUAAACCCAUAACCCCUAACAGCAGUGUCCAGUCAAGCAGGAAGUCAAUGGGCACGGUAAAAGGGUGUGCCACUGACACAAAUCACGUAACCUGCUAAAAGGGCGAACAUGCCCUAAAAGAGGACAUGUCUGCCCAAAGAAUUAGAAGGCCAGCCUGGCAUGAAUGCAUGUCAGACUGCCUGCCAAUCAUUCAGCUGGCCAACUAAGGGCAUACUAUGCAGACAGCACCCUGAGCUUGGCAUAAAUGCAUCUAAUGAUGCGCUCGCUCAACGCUUUCUAAGGACUGUCCUCUAGCACUCGCCGGUCCACUUGUCUCCUUACCUUUUUACUAGCAGGCAGAUGCUCCUGGUAUAUAUCCUGGGACAGAGAAAAGCUGUAUGUAGUGAGUGUAGAAGAAAGGGAACAUGCCACAGUGUUAGAGAGACCAAAGUCAGCAUUACCUUAAAGGAUCACUAUAGAGUCAGGAACACAAACAUGAAUUCCUGACCCUAUAGUGUUAACACCACCAUCUAACCCCCCUGGGCCCCUCAUGCCUCCAUAAAUAUAGUAAAAAUCUUACUGUAUUCAAGCCUGAAGCUGUAACUCUGCAUGCUGUUAGACUCAGAAAAACAAGCAGUCUGCUGACAUCAUUAGAAGUGGUGGCCUGAUCCAAUCACAGUGCUUCCCCAUAGGAUUGGCUGAGACUGACAAAACGGCAGAUCGGGGCAAAGCCAGUAUGAUUCAAACACAGCCCUGGCCAAUCAGCAUCUGCUCAUAGAGAUGAAUUGAAUAAAUGAAUCUCUAUGAGGAAAGUUCAGUGUCUGCAUGCAGAGGGAGGAGACACUGAAUGUUUGGAUGCAUUUUAGGCAGCCAUGACCCAGGAAGGAUCUCUAGCAGCCAUCUAAGGAGUGGCCAGUGAAGUUAUCUCUAGGAUGUUAUGUAAAGACUGCAUUUUCUCUCAAAAGACAGUGUUUACAGCAAAAAGCCUGAAGGUAAUGAUUCUACUAACCAGAACAAAUUCAAUAAGCUGUAGUUGUACUUGUGACCAUAGUGUCCCUUUAACUAUAUUCAUUGUCAGCCAGUCCACACAAGUUUUGUUCCCAUACAUCCCUCUUAAGUUUCCAUACUUAAGUAAGAGUAUGUGAAAAGUAGUUAGGGUUGCCACCUUUCUUGGAAAAACAUACUGGCCUUACUAAUUUGCAUAAUUAAAUAUGUAUGGGUGACAUCACAUGAUGUAAAUCACAAGGAGUGACAUAAAAGAAAAUGCUGUAGAAUCACCAAAAAACUACUUAGUUUGAUUAUGCUGUAUAGAUGGAUUCCUCCCAGUGCCCCCGUGUCUCCCAGUGCCCCCAUGUGUCGAUUACUCCAGGUCUCAGCGUUCCUAUGUAUCAGUGUAUCAGUGCCCCAUGUCUCCCAGUGUCCCCUAGUGUCGUGUCCCCAGGUCUCCCAGUGACCUUAUAUAUCACAGUGUCCCUAUGUAUCACAGUGUCUCAAUGUCCCAUGUCUCCCUGUGCCCUCCAGUAUUCCCAUGUGUCUAUGUCCCCAUGUAUGUAUCACUAGGAAGAUGGGGAGACCUGGGGACACGGGGAGACCUAGGGACACAGACACAAGUGACACUGGGAAACUAGGGGACACUGGCUGGGACACAGACACUAGAGACACUGGCUGGGGGACAUGGGAACAUUGAGACAUGGGGCACUGGGAGACAUGGGGACACUGAGACACCAGGGCCACAUACACUAGGGACACUAGCUUGGAGACAUGGGGACAUUGAGACACUUGAGGCACUGGGAGACAUGGAGGCACUAGGAGACAUGGGGACAGUGAGACAGUGGGAGACUAGGGGCACUGAGACACCAGGGACACUGGCUGGGAGACAUGACUGUGUCCCCAUGUGUCUGUCAUAAUGUCUCCCAAUGUCCCUUAGUGUCUCAGUGUAUGUCUCCUUGCAGCCUUUCCCCCAUCCCUUACUUCCCUGAGCCGUAGGCUGUCUCUGCAGGGUGGGAGUUGCUGUCUGGACUCUCUGUAGCUGCACCCCUACAGAUCAGUGAGUAUAGAUAGGCAGGGAGGCAUAUGCUGGAACUUCCUAUCCCUGCCUGUCUCAACGCACAGCGACCCCUACUGGCCAGUGCUGGUAUUGCAUAGUAAUCUCUUGUUUAGAAAAAUACCAGCAUUUGUAUUGCCAAUAUCACUGCAAUAUUGGCACCAGCUAGGCAGCCUCAAGUACUGGCUGUGCCAAUAAAAUAAAAGCCAGGUGGAAUCCCUAAGAGUAGUGUGUGAAAAAAAAAGGUGUUUUUUUUUUUUUUUAAAUCAAUGGGCCUAUUCCAUGGGCCUGGGCCUGGGCCUGGAGCUGCAGCUCCAUCAGCCCCUAUGUUAAUCCGGCCCUGGGUGGCUCAUGCCCCAGGUUUUUUUUGUUUUUUUUUACCCUAGCAACUCCCCUGAUGAUCUGAACUAUCUACAUGCUACCUGAAUGCAUGUAAAUCUUAAACAUAUGCCUGUUAGCGUAUCUACAAAUGUGUAAGUAGGUCUAUGUAUUUUAACAUGUGAUCUCUCUGCUUUUUCCAUGAACUGCAUGAUUCCACCUUUCAUUGCAAUAGCAAUGUGCACAUUCUUUCUGCAGUAGUGUCUCUCUUUAAUUGUGUUUUUCAGUUGCGCUCAUUGGCCCAGAUUUUUUUUCUUUUAUCAGGCUCUUUUUGCCAUGCUUUCAUCUAUAUUUAUACUGCCUGUUUUUGUAUUUAUUCUUCAGUUUUGCUAUUCAGACAUUAUUCAGCUAAUAUGUCAUGACAAUAAGCUCGUUUGAGCAGAAACCUUAUCUACCUAUUGUUCCUAUAUCAUUUUGUAAUUGUCUCAUUUAUUGUUACAUUUUCCCCUUUCAUAAAACCGUAAAGCACUGCGGAAUAAGUUGCCACUAUAUAAAUACCAAUAAUAAUAAUGGUAGGAGUUUACGCAGCCAUGUAGAAAAAAUUGUUUAUAAUGUCCUUUGUGCUGUUGUCAAGUCCUCUUUUGCUACAGUCACCAGCCAUCUCCUGCAGAACAUGGUGUUCUAGGAGGUCUAUGUUAAAAUUAAUACACCAUUUUGUGAAUGAAUUGUUAAAAAUCACUACACUGUAUUAAAAUUAACAUGUACA